GCUGACAUGGAGAGGAAGGAAAAUAAAAGUCUGUUAUUUCCAGGAGGAUCUGAGCAGAGUGCUGACUACGGUUCCCCAUGUGACACUGACAAUGCAGUGGCCAGCAGAGCGAGGUUAAUACUGCUCUCUGGGCACGAUUUACUACUAGUCUACUACUACUCUCACUGUGCUGUGUGUCUGUCUGUCUGCUAGUUACUACUAGUUUUACUUCUUUUUUUAUCCAGUGACUUUCUUUGUGAUUUUGUGUGACUGUAGUUACAAUCCACAUAGGCCUAGGUCUAGUAUUCUCAACACAAGUACAGAAAAUAUGGAAACCUCUGUUUGCCGUCUCGUUAUGACACAUGGCCAAUGUUCCACUUUCUAAGGGAAUCUUCUGCUACGAGUCAAAUUUAGUGUAUAUAAAUAUGGAGGUUUUUGAGGGUAAAUCAGGAUUGAGAUUUAAAUAUAUUAUGUCUGAAAAAACGGUUCCCUCAGGUUUCAUUGUUUUGUCAUGAUGAUCAAUAAAUUCUCUUGGUAUGCUGAGAUGACCGGCUCAAAGGCUGCGUUUUUAUUUUUGCAAUGUUGUUGACCACUUGCAUGCAGUUUCCAUCCCAUGUUGCUGUAUUGGCACUAUUUCCCCCAUUGCCUGUAAGUAGACUAUGCCUCAGUCUCCACUGAGUGUCAGUGAAUAUUUGCACACAUAAGCUGUCAACGAAGAGAUGGAGAGAGAUGAAUGUAAACUGUAUGUGAAAGUUGAGGGCAUCCACAGUGACUCUGAUUCUAAUAGUUGCUGUGAUGGCUUUAGAAAAGGAAUCAGUCAGAAAGAGUAUCACAUCUAUCGGUUGUGUCGAUUCCACUCUAAUUUGCUGUUCAACACUGUUUAUUCCAUGUUUAGCACAACAGAGUUUGCCAGCGAUGCGACAGGACUCUCCCAGCCAGCACAGGGAGUGUCAACAAGGAUUUCCAUGCGAGGUGUAGAAUGUGAUCCGCCAGUGUGAAGUGUGUGUGUGGCAGGUUCUUUUGGACAGUGUGUGACAUAAGGUGCAGUAAUGGAAGUCUUUAAGAGCAGGGUGGAUCCUGUCUGACUUCUCAAUAGAACUAAGCUUCUGCUUAUCCAGAUGCCUGUACUCCACUCCCAACUCACAUGACUACUUCAGAUAGCAGUAGGAGGGGAAUCCAUCCCUCUCAUUGACCUGUGCUCUUCACGCGUAAUUGAAUUAGCAAACCGUAGGCCUAAUUCUAUGCUUGCUGCCAUUCGCUCAAAUGAAAGUUGCCUGGUGUCCAAUUCCACUGCUCUGACCUCUAUGUACUCAAUGAAGCGAUACUAAAGCGAGACUAAAAAUCCCAUUUCAUCAUCCCUUUGUGUCUGUCUUACCCUGACCUUGUUCUCUUGUGUUGCAGGUCUUGCCAGAAGAUGAAUGUCGUCAAAGACAACAAAGACCUGGCCUGUUUCUACACCACCAAACACUCCUGGAGGGGAAAGUAAGAGACACCUCAUAUUCUAACAUUCCUUUCCCUGAAAGACCUCGCAUUGAUACUGAUAGGAUUUCAUUGGUUGAAUGAAUGUUUUCUCUGUUCUUGGGGCUGGUUUGCUAGGCCGAGUUGGGUAAUUGCUCCUUACUACUUCACUAGUCAAGUACCAUAACUUCUAUAUGCAUUGCUGCUUUGUGAAAGAUAGCUUCGUUUUCUUGAUGUUCAGGUCAACUAGGUAAUGUCAGAUCCGGUACAUUCCCUUCUAUUCUUUAUCAUUCUCUACCAUCCCACACAGAUCCUAGUUGUAGGCCUAGCAAUCAGACAGCAGAACAGACACACUGAUGUCAACAAGCCAAGGGAAAGGGCUGAAAUCCCUGACUCAGUGCUUCCAUUGUGUGUGUGUUUCCUUAUCUUCAAUGGGGGACAAGGUGUACAUAAAUCACUAGUGUCAGAUUCUCGCUAACCUGAAUACAUGUCUCUGAAAUCCCAAUACCUAGAUACCGCAGGUUAGACUGCGCUCGUGAUCUAUGACAUAAGGUCCAUAAAUACAGCUCAAUGGUAACAACCAUGAGGUCAUGAAUCAAUGGGAUCUAGGUCUAUAUACUAUGGAAAGGGAAAAUGUUACUAAACAAACUGGUCCCAUCCCUUUUCUCUGGUUGGCCUCAACAGUGGUGAGACAUUGAGCAGUAGACAACGGGACCACAAUACCUAUACCUGCUUCCUAAAUAGCUUUGUCCCAUAAAGGCAGCCAUUGACUGGUAACUUUAGCAGUAGUGCUAGAGAGCAGAUUAUCCACGGGAAGGGGAGGGUUGAGGGCUUCAUAAUAUAUCAUCUUCUACUCUUCCUGCUCAUGCUCCGGGAUGUGUCCUCUUGGGACCUGUGGUGUGUGUGUGGACACUGAACUGGACAGUCAGUGAGUGAGGCCAGGGCAUUGACUGGGAGGUCGAGAGAGAAGGGUUUGGUGUAUUACGUAAUGUUGUUACUCCUCUUCGCUCCCUGUGGAGCAUAAGGCCGAAGCAAGGUCCUUUCGCGGCUUUCUCAGCUUCACCCCAAGACAGUUUUGUUUGUAUAGCCUACAGUAGACUAUUUGCUGUGGCUUUAUGGAACUCAAUGGCAAUGCAGGCGACUGUACGCAGGCACUUUACUGGAGUGCAAAGCCGAGCUUCUCUACUGUGAACACAGAACAUCUGCCAGGGGGCCAACCUUAAUUACAAUCAACCUUGAUUAGCCUGCACUCUUGUUAAAGUCCCAGCGUGAGCAGCACUUUUGUCCUUUUAAUUAGAACCUCCUUAGUCCUGAAAUACAGUAGAGAGCAGGUCCAGUUUGAAGAAGCUAGCUACAAGCCUUGGUAGAAAAGGUUCUCCACCGAUUGCACGGUUUCAAAGGGCUUUUUCUGAUGUGUGUGUAGUAGUAUUUUCCUCUCCCACGGCUGUGUCCCUUGUGUAGUCUUAGUCCUUUUAAAUCCUGUGGCUCCUGGCAUCUUAAGGCUGUAUUAGAUUUGGCCCGGCGUGGCAAACAGGCUGCUCAAUGUUGUGGCCACACAAAGGACCUCUCUCAGAGCCAUCGCUGCCUGGAUCGUGGACCGUCAAGAAUCUCCGCUCCCCUGCUGCCAUGACGAAUCUGCUCUGAGCCGAGUGUGAAGGAUUCACUCUACACACACAGACCACAUAGGUUAUGUUUAGGCUACAGUUUACACAUACUCCUUACACACAACACACGGCUGCCAAAACCAGUUUACCAGGAAACUGGUUUUGGCAGCCAUGUGUUUUGUGUAAGGAGUGUGUGUUUGGCCAGUGGUGAUUCUGAAGGCCUCAGGUCCUGGUUUUGCUUUAUUGGAUUGUUAAUACCCUUAAGGUCAAGCCAAGGUUAUGAGGACAAGUGCUUUCCAAGAUAAGUGUUGAAGUUGUUCUAGGCGCAUACUUUCCUAAUGGGAUCUUAAUGAGGAUCUAUAACAGUGUGGUAGCUAGCUAGCUAAUGCCUAACCAGUAGUCUACCACUUAGUUUAGCGUCACCUAGCUUCAUUUAGCUUAGCUUAACCGCCAGUGAAGGAGUGAAAGCUCCAUUACUCAGUAAUCUGAUUGACGGACUGCUUCUUUUGUCUUCUUCUGAUUCAAUCAAGGCUCAGACUACAUAUCUCAUCCUGUAUGAUGAAGUGGAAUGGAGGCUGCUGUCCAAAGGGAGGCUUUUGUUAAAAUGUCAACUUACAGUGCCUUCAGAAAGUAUUCAUACCCCCUAUUCCAAAAAAAUUUGUGUUACAGCCUGAAUUCAAAAUGGAUUAAAUUUAUUGUUUUUAUCCAAUAUCUCAUUAAAAUAAGUAUUCACACCCCUGAGUCAAUACUUUGUAGAAGCACCUUUGGCAGCGAUUACAGCUGUGAGUCUUUCUGGGUAAGUCUCUAAGAGCUUUCCACACCUGGAUUGUGCAACAUUUGCCCAAUAUUAUUUUAAAAAUUCUUCAAGCUCUGUCAAAUUGGUUGUUGAUCAUUGCUAGACAACCAUUUUCAGGUAGAUCUAAGUCAAAAUUGUAACUCAGCCUCUCAGGAACAUUCACUGUCUUCUUGGUAAGCAACUCCAGUGUAGAUUUGGCCUUGUGUUUAAGGUUAUUAUCCUGAUGAAAGGGGAAUUCAUCUCCCAGUGUCUGGUGAAAAGCAAACUGAUCCAGGUUUUCCUAUAGGAUUUUGCCUGUGCUUAGCUCCAUUCUGUUUCUUUUUUAUCCUGAAAAACCUCCCCAGUCCUUAAUGAUUACAAGUAUACCCAUAACAUGAUGCAGCCACCACUAUGCUUGAAAAUAUGGAGAGAGGUACUCAGUAGUGUGUUGUAUUGGAUUUGUCCCAAACAUAACACUUUGUAUUCAGGACAAAAAGUGAAUUAUAGUGCCUUGUUGCAAACAGGAUGUAUGUUUUGGAAUAAUCGUAUUAUGUACAGGUGUCCUUCUUUUUACUUUGUCAAUUAGUAUUGUGGAUUAUUUACAAUGUUGUUAAUCCAUCCUCCGUUUUCUCCUAUCACAGCCAUUAAACUAUGUAACUGUUUUAAAGUCACCAUUGGCCUCAUGGUGAAAUCCCUGAGCGGUUUCCUUCCUCUCUGGCAACUGAGUUAGGAAGGAUGACUGUAUCUUUGUAGUGACUGCAUGUAUUGAUAUUUGAAACACUUCCCAAAGUGUAAUUAAUAACUUCACCAUGCUCAAAGGGAUAUUAGUGUCUGCUUUAUUUUUUCAUACCUAUCUACCAAUAGGUUUCUUUAAAAAAAAGAAUGUUAAACACUUAGUGCACACAGGGUGAGCAUGCAACUUAUUAUGUGACUUGUUAAGCACAUUUUUACUCCUGAACGUAUUUAUGCUUGCCAUAACAAACAUUUCAGUUUUAAUUAAUUUGUAAGAAUUUUGAAAACCCCUUUUCUACUUUUUCCACUUUGUCAGUGACCAAAAUAUGUCAAUUUAAGACAUUUUAAGUUCAGGCUGUAAAACAACAAAAUGUGGAAAAAGUCAAGGGGUGUGAAUACUUUCUGAAGGCACUGUACCUGUAGUCUAAUGGCGUUUUCUCACAGUUUUGAGCUAUACUUUGAAUCAGGGUUUGAUUAUUUGUUACAUUGUAUUUUUGGGGGGGGUUCCGGUUGAUUUCACAUUGCCAAUGCAGUGGUGUAAAGUACUUAAGUAAAAAUACUAAAAGUACUACUUAAGUAGUUUUUGGGGGUAUCUGUACAUUACUUUACUAUUUAUAUAUUUUUUUUACUUGCACUUUUACUUCACUACAUUCCUAAAGAAAAUAAUGUACUUUUUACUCUAUACAUUUCCCUUGACUCCCAAAAGUACCCAUUACGUUUCGAAUGCUUAGUAGGACAGGAAAAUUGUCCAAUUCACACACUUAUCAAGAGAACAUCCCUGGUCAUCCCUACUGCCUCUGAUCUGGCGUACUCACUAAACACAUGCUUAGUUUGUAAAUUAUGUCUGAGUGUUGGAGUGUGCCCCUGCUGUCUGAUUUGCUUAAUAUAAGGAAUUUGAUACUUUUACUUUUGAUACUUAGUAUAUUUAAAACCAAAUACUUUAAGACUUUUACUCAAGUAAUAUUUUAUUGGGUAACUUUCACUUCUAUUAAGGUAUCUUUACUUUUACUCAAGUAUAACAAUUGGGUACUUUUUCCACCACUGGCCAAAUACCAAAUGGAAAAAAAUUCCUCAACAAACCACGUGUCCAUGCAAGUCAGUUGUUUAUUGGACAAAAAUGCUCAUCUAUUAUUAUCAAUCCAUGUAUGAUUUAUCAUGAAGCUUCACUUGUGUGUCCCAAUCUUCAUAUUACAUUCGCUUUGGUCUUCCAACAACAUGCAGAAGGAAACAGCGCAAUAGCCGCUCUAACUGCAACGUGACUAGGCUAUUUGCAGUGGCCUAUAGCCCCAGUCUCUCCUAAUCUAAAUCGGGUCGCUCAUAAAUGCGCUGCUAUACUCACAGAAUGUUUCAGCGAUAUUAAGUUAUGAUGAUGCGUGCUGCAUUUCAUCAAAUGUUUGCACUCAAACAACCAAUAAUACUGUGCGACUGGUUCUUUUCGUGUGUUUGGUCUGGACUGCAUUCUCACCUGCAGUGAACUGCACCAUGGUACGAAUUGAAUCGGACCGAGACCACCCUUUUUGAGCGAGCCACGGUGCGUUUUUUAGUGUGCUCCCGAGUAUGGAUAGUGUUCACACCAGUCCAAAUGAACCAAACUAAGAGGGUAAACACACCAAUUCGGUGUGAAAGCCCCCUAAAUUGUUCAACAUUUCUAGGCUAAGUCAGAUUUCCAUGCACAUGGACGUCUCAUUCAGUUUGUGCAGAUGUCCAUUACAAAGUCUGUUUUAAAUGGCUACUGGAUUUUCCUAGCAUUAGCAUGUUGGCUAAAUGUUUGGCGGGUUGCACAUAGCAACAUUCCUAAUGAUUUGGAUUCAGUUAUGUUCGAUUUUACCAUUAGAGAUGUGGGGUUUGUGUGUGAGCUGCGAAAGAGAAGUGGUUGUACCAAGGUUUCCAGCAGACACAGGAAGUUGCUUAAAGUGAUGCGUUAUUCUGAAAUCUGAGGCCGGGAAAGGAAAGGAAAGCAAAACCCCAAAGUAUGUACAGAGUGGAGGAGGGAUGGCUUUAAAAGGCAUAGAUGACUGAAGAAGUGGUCACUUCAGUUAUGCCUAGUUCAUUUCUCACAGGGUUUUCUGCUGUGUCAGUGAGGUUGAGGGCUGGACUGUGCACUCUGCUGCAUCUUGUGCUUUCUCUCAUAUAAACUCCCGUUACUGCAGGGUGUCAGUGAGGUUGAGGGCUGGACUGUGCACUCUGCUGCAUCUUGUGCUUUCUCUCAUAUAAACUCCCGUUACUGGAGGGUGUCAGUGAGGUUGAGGGCUGGACUGUGCACUCUGCUGCAUCUUGUGCUUGCUCUCAUAUAAACUCCCGUUACUGGAGGGUAAAACCUUCGUCUCUGUUACACCCUGGUAACAUAAUCUACCAUAACCACCCCCUGCCUUCCUCCUCUGUCCCAGGCAACAGUGAGGAAUUGUAAAGAAGGGAAGAGACAUGGAUUCAGUCAAUGGAAAGGCUCUUUCAGUUUGUGUGUGUGCGCGUGUAUACAGUGGAGAGAACAAGUAUUUGAUGCACUACCGAUUUUGCAGGUUUUCCUACUUACAAAGCGUGUAGAGACGGAAUCUAAAACAAAAAUCCAGAAAAUCACAUUGUAUGAUUUUUAAGUAAUUAAUUUGCAUUUUAUUGCAUGACAUAAGUAUUUGAUCACCUACCAACCAGUAAGAAUUCCGUCUCUCACAGACCUGUUAGUUUUUCUUUAAGAAGCCCUCCUGUUCUCCACUCAUUACCUGUAUUAACGGCACCUGUUUGAACUCGUUACCUGUAUAAAAGACACCUGUCCACACACUCAAUCAAACAGACUCCAACCUCUCCACAAUGGCCAAGACCAGAGAGCUGUGUAUGGACAUCAGGGAUACAAUUGUAGACCUGCACAAGGCUGGGAUGGGCUACAGGACAAUAGGCAAGCAGCUUGGUGAGAAGUUCAAGAUGACGGUCAAUCACCCUCGGUCUGGGGCUCCAUGCAAGUUCUCACCUCGUGGGGCAUCAAUGAUCAUGAGGAAGGUGAGGGAUCAGCCCAGAACUACAUGGCAGGACCUGGUCGAUGACCUGAAGAGAGCUGGGACCACAGUCUCAUAGAAAACCAUUAGUAACACACUACGCCAUCAUGGAUUAAAAUCCUGCAAUGCACGCAAGGUCCCCCUGCUCAAGCCAGCGCAUGUCCAGGCCCGUCUGAAGUUUGCCAAUGACCAUCUGGAUGAUCCAGAGGAGGAAUGGGAGAAGGUCAUGUGGUCUGAUGAGACAAAAAUAGAGCUUUUUGGUCUAAACUCCACUCGCCGUGUUUGGAGAAAGAAGAAGGAUGAGUACAACCCCAAGAACACCAUCCCAACCGUGAAGCAUGGAGGUGGAAACAUCAUUCUUUGGGCAUGCUUUUCUGCAAACGGUACAGGACGACUGCACCGUAUUGAGGGGAGGAUGGAUGGGGCCAUGUAUCGCGAGAUCUUGGCCAACAACCUCCUUCCCUCAGUAAGAGCAUUGAAGAUGGGUCGUGGCUGGGUCUUCCAGCAUGACAACGACCCGAAACACACAGCCUGGGCAACUAAGGAGUGGCUCCGUAAGAAGCAUCUCAAGGUCCUGGAGUGGCCUAGCCAGUCUCCAGACCUGAACCCAAUAGAAAAUCUUUGGAGGGAGCUGAAAGUCCGUAUUGCCCAGCGACAGCCCCGAAACCUGAAGGAUCUGGAGAAGGUCUGUAUGGAGGAGUGGGCCAAAAUCCCUGCUGCAGUGUGUGCAAACCUGGUCAAGACCUACAGGAAACGUAUGAUCUCUGAAAUUGCAAACAAAGGUUUCUGUACCAAAUAUUAAGUUCUGCUUUUCUGAUGUAUCAAAUACUUAUGUCAUGCAAUAAAAUGCAAAUUAAUUACUUAAAAAUCAUACAAUGUGAUUUUCUGGAUUUUUGUUUUAGAUUCCGUCUCUCACAGUUGAAGUAUACCUAUGAUAAAAAUUACAGACCUCUACAUGCUUUGUAAGUAGGAAAACCUGCAAAAUUGGCAGUGUAUCAAAUACUUGUUCUCCCCACUGUAUGUGCUUGUGUGUACAUCAUGCACCAAAGCCUGGCUGACUGUAGACAAUAGAUUUUCCAGCUGUAGUCAAUACCCCAGUGCCUAAGUGCUUAUCACUGCCUUGCUUUCCAUUAGGCCUCGGCGCAACUCUAGAAGCUGUGUACAGCACAACAGCACACUAGUGUGUUUGUUUUUAUAUACCCAGUGUACUUUACCCUCCGUGGCGGCCAGUCCCGUCAGGUGAGAGUGAUUCCUGUCUAAAGUCUCACUCGGGUUAAUAUGCAUACUGCAUACUUUACUCUAGUUGUCUAUUAAUGGAAAUAAAGCUUGGCCUUGGAAUUCAUCUCUUGUUCAGGAUAUCUUCUGGGCUUAGCUGUGGUACGGCUUUCGAGAAAAUCUAGAUAUUCAAACCAAACAGCAAAGGUGGGGAAGAUCAAGCCUUCACCCCCAUCUCCAGUAAUAAUGAAUAGUUUAUCCAUCUAACCUAUUGUUUUAGUCUGAGUUUUAUCACUGCCAAUUAAAUGUUCCACUGCUUCCAAUAACACUCGUAUGAACUUUCAUAGCAGUGCCUUUAUAAUGAUAUAAAGCUAUCUCUGAGGUCAUGGUGGGGGAGACUGAAUGAUGACUGUUGUUGUGAGGAGCAGCAUAUCAUGCCCUGCCCUGUACAUGACAUAACCUCUGACCCAUGUAAAUAGGCUAUGGCUAUGUAGAGUUUCCUGACCAUGUGACCUGCCCAGGAAAACAACUGAGCCCCUAUUUAAAGCCUUUAACCUGGGCCCAGAGUAGAAAAACAACCCUGGCCCUGGCUACUACAGGACCGGUACCUGUCUUGGGCUGUUCUAAACUUGGGCUGGGUGAGUGGCUGUCUCUGCCUGGAGAGGAUGAAUAAUGAACCAGUCGUGUACUUAGAGCUGAGAGCGAGGGAGGGUGGAGUUGGCUCAGGCUAGGAUGAAAGGAAAACCAUGUGCUUGCAUGAUGAUAGAGGAGGAGAGGGAGCUCAGUUCUGCUACUGGGAUUUAUUCCACCCAAACCUUGACUCCGAUUACUCUCAAUCUACCUCUGGAUGUCUAUACUGAUAUCUGGGCACACUCAGAUGUGGCCUUUCUACCUGUUUUAUCCACUUUCUGUUUCUCUUUACCUAGUGAAGAUGUGUGUGUGUGUGUGUGUGUGUGCACAGGGCACACGUCAGAAUGUUUUGUGUUGGGGACAACGGUGAUUAGGAGGUGCUGAAAGUGCUCCUUUCAGCUCAUACACACUCUCCGUGCAGCUGUUGAAGAGAGGCAACUCUGUGUGAAGUCAAGGUCUACAAGCGUGACAGUCUUCUCAUGAGAAUAUGCCUAUGCCUAAAUGUGUGUAGGUAGAAGAUUGUAAGACGACAAAAAAGCCAAAUAAUAAGUAGUUGAAAAUGUAGGGUCUACGUGAUCGUAGUCAUUUUGAGACGCAGAGCAAGGAAGGUUGCAUGACUGUCGUCAUAAGGCCGGUUCACCCUUCCUGUGUUGGGUCAAUGUUCUUAUUCUCAUCUGUCAGUCAGUCAGCUUCCACCGAAUCUGUUGCCUCACUCAUUCAGCACAUUUUAAAAGCAUCAGCGUGACCCCAGCAUGGUUAGCAGUAUGUUGGAAGGUAGCCAGAAAAGUCCAGUCCAUUCACUUUGUCCAAUUAAACAACCCAGGAAAUAAGUCCUUUGGCGGUUAGCUUAGCAACAUCUGAGCCUCACGUCUGACUUCAGCCUGGUUUAGUGUUAUAGUUCAGUUCAGAUGAAAAGUUGUGGACAGGUUUUUGUUGCUAUAGUAUCUUGGCUCGAAUAUUUCAUUUCAGAGCUCUCUCUUAUCCUGUCAGUUUCAGUUUCGGUGCCCAAGUAGCAUUUAGGUUAGUGUGUGUGUGUAGUCUGCCCCCAGCCUCUACACAUCUACAUGUUUGUAUCUACAGUAUCUGCCCAGGGACUACAGAUGAAAACUAGCUAGCUCGUUAAAUGUGGCACAUUUACAGCAAUGUUAAUUAAUGUACAUUGCCCCUGUCAAAUAAAUAAAUCCAUCCUUUUUGAUUUGAGGUCUUGUCUGCAUCACAAAUGGCACCCUAUUCCCUUUGUAGUGCACUACUUUUGACCAUUUGGGAUGGAUAUUUGUUGGGAUGUGAUGCUACUCCUCAGUAUCGCACUUAAUUUCAUUUUCAGCAUUUGGCUGCUGGUGGUGAAGUGAGUUAAGGUUUAGCGGCCUUAGCCCUAGUGUGUUUCUCUGUGUGAGUGGCGACGUUCCCAGCUAGCCUAGUCUCCCCCUCUUUGUCUGAGCGUGGCAGUCUGAUGUAGAGGAGAGGGAUCAGGGGUGCAGCUUAGCGGAAACUCUUCAGCCGGUCUGAGGUAGCUAGGGUGGGGGGUAAAUGGCUGGAACAUCAGACCCCCCCCCCCCCCCCCCCCCCCCCUCCCGGACACACGCAAACUUGCGCACACACACACACACCAGGGCUGCACGAUUUGGACAUAUCUAAUAGCCAUUUUGUGAUUUUCAUUCACGUUGGUGAAAACUUGAUAGUUCUAUGAGACAUGGUUAAAACAAGUGUCAAAGUAGAAAACGGCCCAUCUAAAAUGAGAUCACAAGCUGUUCUAUAUGAACAUUAUUUUAGAUGUUAUAUAAAAACUUCAAAACAACCAAGCACACACAAUUUCUUUAGGAAGUAUCCUUUCAAUGGUUUGGCAAUGAAAAAGCCAGGAAGAAGUUGUUCCAUUCAGAACAAGGCAUGUCAUUGCACAAACACAUGCUGAUGUACUUACUCUACACACCAUCACGGGUACUAGGGUAUGCAAACAUUUGUGAGCUCAGUGCAUUUAGCCAAAUAUUAUUAUAAUUAACUAGGUUUCCCCUUUCAUCUGUGAUUUAGCUAGCUAGCGAUUGGCAUUAGCGGCUAAUGAAUUUUGUAAGCACAGACAGCAUGCUAACUAGCGUUUUGCAUAGAAUAAGAUACACAAACGAAUAGUAGAGCAUAGAAAAUGUGGAUUUUGACAGUAUGCUGACUGCAUGCGAGUGCCAUUUGCGGUGUGGUCAAGCCUCGAAGAACAGCCUCCUUGAGUGGUUGGGAGCGGGGCUGCAGGAGGUGUGUGGCGUGUGUCUGGGAGCCGGGUACAGGAGAGAGAACUCACCAGCAAAAAAUCACAAUUAUAAACUGGGUGGUUUGAGCCCUGAAUGCUGAUUGGCUGAAAGCCGUGGUAUAGCAGACCGUAUACCUCUUGUAUGACAGUUAUUUUUACUGCUCUAAUUACAUUGGUAAACAGUUUUAUAAUAGCAAUAAGGCACCUCCGGAGUUUGUGGUAUAUUGUCAAUGUAAAUAUUGAUAAAUAAUGAAUAUACUGUACAUGCGCCAAUUUAAUUCCACACAAUUAUGCUAAUUAACCUAUAGACCGAUAAGCAUGAUCAGUCAAAUGUAUUUACAUCGACUGGUAUUUCCAUCAAUGAAAAGGCUAAAAAGUCUAACGGCUAAUGGAAACCCUGGGUAGUAGGUGCCAGUCGCACCGGUUUGUGUGUCAAACAAGUUUCCCGUGUGUAUCAAGAAUGGGCCAUCGCCCAAAGGACAUCCAGCUAACUUGACACAAUUGUGGGAAGAAUUAGAGUCAACAUGGGCCAGCAUCCCUGUGGAACGCUUUCAACACCUUGUAAACUCCAUGCCCUGACGAAUUGAGGCUGUUCUGAGGGCAAAAGGGGGUGCAACUCAAUAUUAGGUAUUCCUAAUGUUUUUUACUCUGUUUUUUAAACACAGUCCGCUUCACUGUGGCUGCCCUUUUCGACUCCCUCUGAAUGUGGCAGGCAGUCACAUUUCUCAUAGAUCUUGAGCACACUUCCCUUGACUUAUAUAUUAACUCAACCGCCCUCUCCCUCAGUGUCAGCUACUACUUGGUUUAUGUAUGUAUGUACAGUGAGGGAAAAAAGUAUUUGAUCCCCUGCUGAUUUUGUACGUUUGUCCACUGACAAAGAAAUGAUCAGUCUAUAAUUUUAAUGGUAGGUUUAUUUGAACAGUGAGAGAUAGAAUAACAACAAAAAAAUCCAGAAAAACGCAUGUCAAAAAUGUUAUAAAUUGAUUUGCAUUUUAAUGAGGGGAAAUAAGUAUUUGACCCCUCUGCAAAACAUGACUUAGUACUUGGUGGCAAAACCCUUGUUGGCAAUCACAGAGGUCAGACGUUUCUUGUAGUUGGCCACCAGGUUUGCACACAUCUCAGGAGGGAUUUUGUCCCACUCCUCUUUGCAGAUAUUCUCCAAGUCAUUAAGGUUUCGAGUCUGACGUUUGGCAACUCAAACCUUCAGCUCCCUCCACAGAUUUUCUAUGGGAUUAAGGUCUGGAGACUGGCUAGGCCACUCCAGGACCUUAAUGUGCUUCUUCUUGAGCCACUCCUUUGUUGCCUUGGCCGUGUGUUUUGGGUCAUGGUCAUGCUGGAAUACCCAUCCACGACCCAUUUUCAAUGCCCUGGCUGAGGGAAGGAGGUUCUCACCCAAGAUUUGACGGUACAUGGCCCCGUCCAUCGUCCCUUUGAUGCGGUGAAGUUGUCCUGUCCCCUUAGCAGAAAAACACCCCCAAAGCAUAAUGUUUCCACCUCCAUGUUUGACGGUGGGGAUGGUGUUCUUGGGGUCAUAGGCAGCAUUCCUCCUCCUCCAAACACGGCGAGUUGAGUUGAUGCCAAAGAGCUCGAUUUUGGUCUCAUCUGACCACAACACUUUCACCCAGUGAAUCAUUCAGAUGUUCAUUGGCAAACUUCAGACGGGCAUGUAUAUGUGCUUUCUUGAGCAGGGGGACCUUGCGGGCGCUGCAGAAUUUCAGUCCUUCACGGCGUAGUGUGUUACCAAUUGUUUUCUUGGUGACUAUGGUCCCAGCUGCCUUGAGAUCAUUGACAAGAUCCUCCCGUGUAGUUCUGGGCUGAUUCCUCACCGUUCUCAUGAUCAUUGCAACUCCACGAGGUGAGAUCUUGCAUGGAGCCCCAGGCCGAGGGAGAUUGACAGUUCCUUUGUGUUUCUUCCAUUUGCAAAUAAUCGCACCAACUAUUGUCACCUUCUCACCAAGCUGCUUGGCGAUGGUCUUGUAGCCCAUUCCAGCCUUGUGUAGGUCUACAAUCUUGUCCCUGACAUCAUUGGAGAGCUCUUUGGUCUUGGCCACGGUGGAGAGUUUGGAAUCUGAUUGAUUGAUUGAUUGCUUCUGUGGACAGGUGUCUUUUAUACAGGUAACAAGCUGAGAUUAGGAGCACUCCCUUUAAGAGUGUGCUCCUAAUCUCAGCUCGUUACCUGUAUAAAAGACACCUGGGAGCCAGAAAUCUUUCUGAUUGAGAGGGGGUCAAAUACUUAUUUCCCUCAUUAAAAUGCAAAUCAAUUUAUAACAUUUUUGACAUGCGUUUUUCUGGAUUUUUGUUGUUGUUAUUCUGUCUUUUCCUGUUCAAAUAAACCUACCAUUAAAAUUAUAGACUGAUCAUUUCUUUGUCAGUGGGCAAACGUACAAAAUCUGCAGGGGAUCAAAUACUUUUUUCCCUCACUGUAUGGUUAUUCAGUUCCAGUGACAAAACACUAGCAGUUUUUCAGAGCGCCACUCAUCCGGUACAGAAUAAACGUCCGCCUCCGAAAUGGCACCCUAUUCCCUUUAUAGUGCACUAGAGAAUAGGGUGCCAUUUGGGAUACACACAAGUUCCCUGUUCCAUUGGUCUCACUCUGUCCAGUGUCAAACUCCCCAUUUACAUUUUACAUUUUAGUCAUUUAGCAGACACUCUUAUCCAGAGCGACUUACAGGAGCAAUUAGAGUUAAGUGCCUUGCUUAAGGGCACAUCGACAGACUUUUCACCUAGUCGGCUAGGGGAUUAGAACCAGCGACCUUUCGGUUACUGGCACAACGCCCUUACCCAAUAAGCUACCUGCCACCCCCUAGCCAUCCCCAGACAUAAUAAGGUCUUUAUUUCUGCCAUGGUUAUUUCCAGCUCAGGAGGUAUUUCGUGGAGCAUUGACUGAUGGGGGAACAAGGUUAGCAUCAAUUCAUCAAUGCUAAUGGAAUUCUCAAGCCAAGCCAAUGCUAAGCUAACAUCUGUCACUUCAGAAGUACCAUCUCUUAGGCUACAGCAAGGGCAAUCAUGUCCACCACCUACCUCACUGCAGUGCUCCACAGUCCACUCCACACUGAUUGUCUGCAUCCCAAAUGGUACCGUAUUACCUAGGGCUGGCACAAUUACCGUAUUUUAUGGAUGAACACCGUCAUGAAAAUAAAAGAACUGUCCUAACUGUAAAAAAGAUAUAUUGUUUUGUGUGUGUGGUACGAACAGCUGACUGAAGACAGGACGGCUGGGCAAUCGUGUGGUUGAGUCCGUUUCCGCAGUAACAUGGACUCUUUACAACAUAACUUUGGUUGCCUUGCAUUCAUUUGGCAGAACAAUAACCAUCAUCCAAAAGUCCAUGACUGUUACAGCCCUGCUAUUACCUAUAUACAGUUCUACGUUUGACCAGGGCCCAUAGGUCUCUGCCUCUAGUCAAACGCAAUGCACUGUACAGGGAAUAGGGUGCCAUUUUGAGAUGCAGACAUUGUUUUGGCUGUUAAGCUACCUCCUGUGUCUUGUAGAUCCUUGUAUAACAGAUGUUGUGUAAGUAGAUAUCUGACAUACUGAGCUCUCCUCCUCUCUGUUCCAGGUACAAACGAGUCUUCUCCGUGGGCACUCAUGGCAUUACCACGUACAACCCCACCACGCUCGAAGUCACAAACCAGGUCAGUGGACUCACCUUUAAUCCUGUCAUGUUUUCUCAAAGUCUGAGUCAUGUGAAAUCCAUGUGAUAAGUACCAUUAUGUGAUGACUGUCAACAUAUUUUUUUCUGUUUAGUCCUAAAUAUCCCAGUGGUUAUGGUUUUGUUCAGCAUAUCUCCUGUCACCAACUUGAUGAAUAUCUAUGACCUGUCAUUUUCACUGUUAUGGAAUGUGACUUGUUGACAUGCGACAUGUUGGUCUCUCUGUCUCUGUCUCACUCUCUGUGGUGCCCUGUAGUGGCCAUACGGGGACAUCUGUGGCAUCACCCCGGUGGGCAAGGGCCAGGGCACCGAGUUCAACCUCACAUUCCGCAAGGGCAGUGGCAAAAAGUCAGAAACGCUCAAGUUCUCAACAGAGCACCGGACCGAGCUGCUCACAGAGGCACUGGUGAGAGAACACACCAUUGGUUCUGGAAGAAUAUACUUUAUAAAUACCUGAGUAGCUUAGUUCAACUGCCUUACCGCAUCAGAACCCAAAUAUAAGUUUUUUUAGUCUAAUGUUUGUAAACCUUUUAAGCAAACAUUGUAUAACUUCAAAAACAUGGCUAAAGCUAGCAUUUUGAUCUCAUGGGUGGUCAGUCCAUAGCUCCAUCUAUACAUUUGAGAGGGGUUACAUUUCUUAAGCCCCACCCCUCAGCUGUUUACCCCAGAAAGUGGUGAGAUGACUGCUUAGUAGUUCUUUGAAUCCCAGGUUGCCCCUUUAAUCAAUAUGUUGUAAUGGGGAACUACACUCACCUCCUACCACCAGCACCCAUGUGUAGCAUCAGCCAUUAUUUUUUAAUGAGAAUGCUCACAACACAUUAGCAACAGUGGCCGACUGUUGGUCGCUUUAGAAACACCAUCACAUACAAUAAAAGUAAGGCUGUCAAAUGAUUAAUUGCAUUAAUGGCAUUACUUAAUUUUUGAAUUUCCUCAAAUUUGGCCCUAAAGAAAAUAUUUGUCUAUUUCUAAAAGCAGUGCAUUGAGUUACAGGCAUACUAUGCUUUGAUUGUAAGGGACGGAAACACAAUUAUCUACAUUAGAAUGUUGUAAUCGCAUGUUCACCAUAAACAACACAAAAGUCCCUCUAACAUACAAGCUAUUAAUGUUCCCUCUUAGGUGUUUAGGUAGGCCUACUCCCUCUUAUCAAUGUUCUUGAAGGUUAACACCUGCACACAGCACACACAGCUUUAAGUACUGUUAAAGCUUCAGGAAUUCUAAAUGAGUGUGACUAUAGGAAAAAAUAACUGGCUCUAUGGAUACAAAGAACAAAGAGCUUUUAAACUUGUCCAACAAUGUUAUGAACACACUGUAACCGUCUGUACUCUUCAGAUAACUACACACACAAUCAUACACAACCCACUAUUGCAUAUGCAGCCUACCUUUUGAAGCAUCUCUUUGAGUAGGCUAUCCCUUUUCAGUUCUUCCUGUGCCAUCCAAAUUUGGGCAUAGCCUAGUCAGUGGUCAAUUUAUCAGGUUGCUUGGUAACAUGGUAACAAUGUUUGUUAUCAAACCAACAAAUAGCUGCUUGCGUGUAGUUUAAAACAGCCUGCGACAUGCGCAAGAAUCUGCGGCAGAAAGAAAAAAAACAUAGCUCUGGUAAUAUUGGGCAUAACUUUUACAUGAUUUUGUCUAGAGGCUUCAAUCAGGUGCAAGCAUUGACUGUAGCUGUGUUCCGUUUUGUGUUCUGCGCUUAAAAGGGUCCGUGAGGAAAUUAGUGUGCUUAACUAGAGUCCAUGCCUCCGCCAAAAUCUAAUUAGCAUGAUAAAACAUCUGUUUAAGCUAGGGAUCUGUUUUUUUGCAUGGGCUAGGUCUCAAUCCGCCGUUGUCGGCCUUCCGCAUCUGCAGUGGAAGGUGGCAGAGCUACAGCGGUGUUUGUCAGACCAGGAGACAUCCCAAAAAUCGGUCUUCUCAAGAAAACGUCUGUAGCGUUCGAAUGGUUUUGACCCCUCUAUGGAAAGAUGACACACUCACGAAAACAAUGGAGUUCUCCGUUUUGCUCUAUGACCCCCACAAGCGUCACGGGACUCAUCUGAAGUCGGUGCUGCCGAUCUGCCUACCUCUGUCUGUAGAGUCCGAAAGUUUGGCCUACACACUAACAUGACCCCUCUGUGAAAAGGUGAAACUCACUAACACGUCCGUUGUUUUGCUCUGGGAUGCCCACAAGCAUCACAAGAAUAGUCUGAAGGUAGCCCGGUACCAGUUAAAAAAAUUAAAUAUGGAAAUAUAUAUGGAAGUAGUUUUAUAAAUAAUUAUCUGAUCUUUCUUAUCUCUCAGCUAUAGGACAGACACUUCCUUUUGAUACAUUUUUGGACUAUCUGUUUUUCAAUGUAUGAGUCUGUUAUUCAUUGCGUUUCUAUGGGCUAAUAGCAGUAUUGCCAAAUUUAUCCCCCAAAAAAGUAUAUAUAUAUUUUUUUAUACCUAAAUGGGUUCUAAAAUUAAAAAUCUAAUUGCUAAAUAAUCCUUGGUAUGACGAUCUUAAAACAAUUCCAUAUCUUGGCCUAAAGAAUCCCCCUUAGACUCUAGGGGGUUAAAAUGUUCAGUGCGGUGAAGAAAUGGAGACAGGAUUAAUAGCGUCAAAACAUUUUACGGCGAUAAACAAAAAGCAAUUAAGUUGUCAAAAGUGCGCACACACACACACAUCUAAAUUGCAGUGGAGGUGAAACAUUUUUGCUGCAAAAACGCUCAUUGUCUAAAAAUGUAGCAAAAAAUUAUAGCGCUUGCAAGUUACAGGUCCCUUGACACACCACGCAGAAAACAAAAUGUGUUGAUGACAUGAAAUUGGUAUUCUGAGGAGGUGUAAGAGAUUCUCUCUCUAAUGAGUCUGAUAUUUCCCAUAAGACUCCAAAGUUCCUCUUUCUAGUGAGUAAAUGGGAACGGCACCUCCGUACCUUCAGGCUCUGAUCAGUCCCUACACCCAAACGAGGGCACUGCGUUCAUCCACCUCUGGCCUGCUGGCUCCCCUACCUCUGCGGAAGCAUAGUUCCCGCUCAGCCCAGUCAAACUGUUCGCUGCUCUGGCACCCCAAUGGUGGAACAAGCUCCCUCACUCACCACCUUCCGGAGACAUUUGAAACCCCACCUCUUUAAGGAAUACCUGGGAUAGGAUAAAGUAAUCCUUCUACCCCCCCCCCCCAAAAAAAAAAAAAAAAAAAAAACAUUGUAAAGUGGUUAUCCCACUGGCUAUAAGGUGAAUGCACCUAUUUGUAAGUCGCUCUGGAUAAGAGCGUCUGCUAAAUGACGUAAAUGUAAAUGCAAAUUAGACCAGCAUAUUCUUCUCAACCUUUUAUUUUUUUUUUUAUUUUUUUUUUAUUUUUAUUUAACUAGGCAAGUCAGUUAAGAACAAAUUGAUAAUUGCAAGACAACCAUUUUCACAUCUUGCCAUAGAUCUUUAAGCCGAUUUUAAGUCAAAACUGUAACUCGGCCACUCAGGUACGUUCACUGUUGUCUUUGUAAGCAACUCCAGUGUAGAUUUGGCCUUGUGUUUUAGGUUAAUGUCCUGCUGAAAGAUGAAUUAAUCUCCCAGUGUCUGGUGGAAAGCAGACUGAACCAGGUUUUCCUCUAGGAUUUUGCCUGUGCUUAGCUCCAUUCCGUUUAAUUUUUAUCCUGAAAAACUUCCCAGUCCUUAACGAUUACAAGUCACCCAAAACAUGAUGCAGCCACCACUAUGCUUAAAAAUGAGUGGUACUACUCAGUAAUGUAUUGGAUUUGCCCCAAACAUAAGACUUUGUAUUCAGGGCAAAAACUUAAUUAUUUUACCACAUUUUCUGCAAUAUUACUUCAGUGCCUUGUUGCAAACGGGAUGUUUUAGAAUAUUUUUAUUCUGUACAGGCUUCCUUCUUUUCACUCUGUCAAUAAGGGUAGUAUUGUGGAGUAACUACAGUUUUCUCCUAUCACAGCCAUUAAACGCUGUAACUGUUUUAAAGUCACCAUUGGCCUCAUGGGGAAAUCGCUGAGGGGUUUCCUUACUUUCCUGCAAAUGAGUUAGGAAGGACACCUGUGUUUUUCCAUAAAUAGCCACUCCUCACCCUUUUUGCAAUCUAUCACAACUGAAAAUAUUGUAACCACAAAUAUCAAUGUCCUUAUCCGACACCGAAUCAUUCAGCCAAGUCUCUGUGAGAAACAACAUAUCAGGGCUCGCGUCCUGCACCCACACAUCAAGAAGGCCAAUCUUUUCAAUCAAACUCCACACGUUUGUGUUCAACAGCCUAAUUAAACUUAUUCAAAGGAUGAUAUCAAUCAUCUAACUAAAAAGAAACAGUGCAUUAGGAGGUUUUUUUAAAUGGAUGGCAAUGCAUCACAGCCCGUAUUCAUAAAGUGUUGCAGAGUUAAAGUGCUGAUCUAGGAUCAGGUCCCCCCUGUCCACGUAAUCUUCAUUAUGAUCUGUAAGGCAAAACAGGUCUUAGAUCAACACUCUCUGAGAAGUUUUAUGAAUACGGGCCCAGAUUACAAUGGAUACAUGUUUAAUCUGAUCUCCCCUUCUCUCUGCAGAGAUUCAGGACAGACUUCUCAGAGGGAAAGAUAACUGGCAGGGUGAGUAUUGAGUGAGGUAAUGGAGAAAGGAGCGAGGGAAUGAAGACCUGAACGAAAGAGUGAAAGGAGAACAGAAUGCAUGACCUCACUACAGAGGAGAAUGGAAUGAUAUGAAUGCCGAUAUGAAUGAAUAUAAGGUGGAGGAGGGGGAGCAAAACAAAUGAGUAAACAAACACUGCACACAUCCCAGGGCCAUGUUGAGUAGAGCAGAGAGGGGGAGGAGGAAGGGCAUAGUGGAGCAGCCUCUAGUUCUUCUUCCUGAGUUGAUAAUAAUAGGAUCUGUGUUCUCUCUCUCUUUCCCUCUCCUGCGCUGAGCUAGUCUAGGAGACGCGAUCAGGAACCCUGAGGGUUUUAUUGAGUGUUCCAAAAUGGCACCCUAUUCUCUAUGUAGUGCACUUCUUUUGGUCAAAGUUAGUGCACUAUAUACGGAAUAGGGUGCCAUUAGGGACAGAGCCUCUGUCCAUGUUUGUUUUCUCCUCCAUCAGCACAAUCCCAUUUCCUUGGGGGAGAGAGGUUGGAAUAGAACAGCAGCUCGCCUGCUCCCGUAAGGGUGACUUUCAUCUACAGCACAGAUCAAUACAAAUUCUUGGUGAUCUCAUCGAAGAGGAGCACAAUGGUUGCACCCCAAAUGCCUCCCUAUAUAGUGCACUACUUUUGACCAGAGCCCUAUGGGUCUCUAAGGGGGUUUCUAAGCAUUAUCAUUACCUAGCUCUGGUCCAGGGCAUUACUGUACGUGCUGCUUGCCGACGUUGCGCACGUAAUGCCCCGGACCAGAGCUAGGCGUGAUGAUGCUCAGAGCUAUAUCAUGCAGUGAUGCUAUGACAUUUGUCCACUUUGUUAACAUUUGUGUCCCUCCUGUCAGCGCUACAACUGUUACAAGCACCACUGGAGCGACACGCGGAAGUCGGUGAGCCUGGAGGUGACCCCGGGGGGCAUCGACCAGAUCGACCCCCAGACCAACCGGGUGGUGUGCUCUUACGACUACCGUUCCGUGGAGGGCUUUGCAGAGGUCAACGACUACCAGGGGGGCUUCUGCAUCCUCUAUGGGGGCUUCAGCCGCCUGGUACGUACCUAGGGGGGAGGGUAGUGUGUGUGUGUCUCUCUCUCUAAACCAGGGCUCUCCAACCCUGUUCCUGGAGUGCUACUGUCCUGUAGUUUUUCACUCCAGCCCUAAUCUAGCACACCUGAUUCUAAUAAUUAGCUGGUUGAUAAGCUGAAUCCGGUAAGUUACAACGGGUUGGAACGAAAACCUACAGGACAGUAGCUGUCCAGGAACAGGGUGGGAGAGCCCUGUGUCAUGUAAAACUCUUCCCAGUGUGAAAUAGUUCCCAAUUGUUCUGAUUGUGUUGUGAUUGUCGAGGUCAUGUUGUAAAAAUUUUCACAGCGUGAAAAUGUCCCUAGUCAAUAAUUGCACGCGCGUCUGUGUGGAUGGCUGAGCUUGUGCAGAUGUUUCUCUUACACCCCCUCGCCCUUGAUUUAGCAAGCCUAAUUAGCUGUAAACUGGUCGAGAUGGCUUGUUCUCAGAGGUGUGCAGUUUGAACUUGUUUGUAUAGCUAACUAACUAACAAAUAUAUAUGUACUGUCAAUUGAAAACGUAGCGCCCAAGUCUUUGCAAUCGCAAAAAAUCUCUCCUCACAUCAACCCUCAGCACAUCAACCCUCAGCACGAGUCGACAAGCUUCAGAUUGGUCAGAGUCAAUACUCCUGGCCACCAUUGAUUGGCAGAUGUGUGAAGCAAAUGCGCGUGCCCACAGAACAGUUUUCCGAGGUCGAGGGAGGGUGUGAGAAACAUCCGCGUAAAGAGAUGCUUGUGCAAUUAUUCAACUGGGAACAUUUUCACGCUGGGAGAAAUGUUACAGCAUGACGUCACAAUCAGAACACGAUCAGAAUGAUUGGGAAGGUUUUUACAUGACACCCUGCUCUAAAGGUUUGUUUGUCUGUGUGCAAAUGUGUUUAUGCCCUUGAGAAAUCCUACUGUCCAGGACUUGACUCACCAUUCUUAUUGCACCCCAACCCAAUCCCAUCCCUUUAUUCACCUUCCUAUUGCCUCUCUCUGCCCAUACUUCCCAUCCCCCUCUCUCUACCGUCCCAUCCCUCCCUCUCUUACCUAUCUCUUUCCCCCCGAUCCCUCUCUCUCCAACUUUCCAUCCCAUCUUCAGCACCUGUUUGCGUCAGAGCACCGGGACGAGAUCAUCAAAAGCGCCAUCGAGCAUGCGGGCAACUUCAUCGGCAUCACACUGCGGCUGCGUAAGGACCCGCUGACCUUCGAGGACUUUGUGACGGAUCGACUGGGGAAGUACGGCUCGGACGAGUCCAUCACCUCCCUGGCUGAGUUUGUGGUGCAGAAGAUCUCCCCACGCCACUCGGUCAGAAUCACUCCUAUCCCGAUCACUCCGUCCAUUACUUUUAUAUAUGACCUGUUUAUUUGACCUGUGUUGACCUUUUAUGAGGAUGCAAUUUUUCUUUAUUAUGACAUCGAGAUGAAAAUGUUAUUUGUAGUCAACUGGCCCUUAUAGACUUGAGACUAACUUCUUCUGUGAUGUUUGUCUCUGACAGGAGCCCGUUAAGAGGAUCCUGUGCCUGACAGAGACAUGUCUGGUGGAGAGAGAUCCAGCCUCCUACAACAUAGUCACCAUCAAGCCCUUUGGAGAGGUGGGUGGCUGCUACAACUCCUACAUAAAUACUGGGGCUGACUCAUAGAAUUGGUAGAAGAAGAAUUUUCCAUGAUGUGUUAUAAUGUGGAUUUCUGUCUGUUUUAUCCAUUCUAUUUCUAUGGCCCGGCCUCUGCCUCAGGCUCUGUUAAAUGCCAUGUUUGUCUUUUUCAAAUAAAUUGGACUGAAGCACUGUUGUUUUAGUGUAAUUUGGGGUAAACGCUGUGUGUGUCUGUGUGUGUAUCUGCAGGUGUUUGCUCUCAUCUGCGAUGCGGAGAACCCCCAGGUGUUCACCAUAGAGUUCAUCAGAGGCCAGAUCAGGAAGUACUGCUCCACAGACCGGUACAGUGAAACACACAGCUCCUAUUGUACACAUACGGUAUCAUGAGUGCCAUAUUUGCCCUCUACAGUUUCCUUCCACAGGUUUUUCUUUUUAUACCAAAUCUGUCGGUCUCACUCUGCUCUGCUGUUCUUCAUGUGUUCAUGUGUGUUAUAUUUAACCCAUCCCACAUCUGUCUUUCUCUAUUGUUUAUAAGUGUGUGUAUUUGUGGGUCAUAUCUGUUUCCCUCUCCAUCUUAUUGACUGAAUCUGCUGUGUGUGUUUAGGGACUCCCUGAUGGCCAGUCUGCUGGACGGGGUUCGUGCGUCGGGUAACAGGGAUGUGUGUGUGAAGAUGGCCCCCACCCAGCGGGGCCAGCGCUGGGGCCUACUGAGCAUGCCUGUGGAUGAGGAAGUGGAGAGCCUGCACCUCAAAUUUCUGGCAGUGCCCCCUAGUGAGUAACACCUUUCACGGGUGUAUUCAUUAAGCACCAAACUAUUUGAACUUGUCCAAUAAGCCAUUUUCAGUUGCAAAAUGUUUUUCGUUUGACCCAGGUUUUAUCAGUGACCUGAAAUGGCCAGUUUAAUAUUAUAUCUUUAAAGGACUGAGGGUUUGAACAUGUGUCCCUGUCCCUCAGAUGGAAACUUUGCAGACGCAGUGUUCAGAUUCAACGCUAACGUAUCCUACAGCGGUGUGCUGCACGCCGUCACCCAAGACGUAAGUGUGUUGAAACCUACCAAGCGACAGUGUGUUGAAACCUACCAAGCCACAGUGUGUUGAAACCUACCAAGCGACAGUGUGUUUAAACCUACCAAGCCACAGUGUGUUGAAACCUACCAAGCCACAGUGUGUUGAAACCUACCAAGCCACAGUGUGUUGAAACCUACCAAGCCACAGUGUGUUGAAACCUACCAAGCCACAGUGUGUUGAAACCUACCAAGCCACAGUGUGUUGAAACCUACCAAGCCACAGUGUGUUGAAACCUACCAAGCCACAGUGUGUUGAAACCUACCAAGCCACAGUGUGUUGAAACCUACCAAGCCACAGUGUGUUGAAACCUACCAAGCCACAGUGUGUUGAAACCUACCAAGCCACAGUUUGUUGAAACCUACCAAGCCACAGUGUGUUGAAACCUACCAAGCCACAGUGUGUGUUUGGUAGUGUACUAGGCCUAUUUUUAACAUUCCUCUCCUCUUCCGGUCUCUCAGGGUCUGUUUUCGGAGAACAAGGAGAAGCUGAUAAGCAAUGCCGUCUUGGCCCUGCUGUCCCAGGAGUGUGAGCUGCCGGGCCCCAACGCUGAGCUGGAGAGCCACUUCCAGGCCCUCCGACGCCUGGUGGCCUCAAAGGCCGGCUUCCAGGCGUUCACACAGCUUCCCAAGUAAGGCUUCCGACACACACACACACACACACACACUACUGCCCCUUCUUCCUGACUUUCCGUCUCUCCUUUCACUACCCCUUUCUCCCUUCUUCAAAGCUCUGACUGUCUAAUUGUGCUUUUCACUUCUCCCUCCUCUGCUACAUUCUCCCAGUCCUUCUGCUCCCCUCUCCAUCCCCCUCUCCUACUGGUAGUUGUUGCUAUGCAGUAUUGUGUAGCGGUGUUGUGGGAAGUGUGUAGGUAACAGACGUACUCUGUCAUUCCAAGGUCUGGUCAAGGGUCUGGAUUCACAGAUGGAACGUAAAUAUUAAUCCAUACAUCUCAGUCUGCCCUCUGUCUGUCUUCCCUGUCUUCUCUCUCCGUCUACUACUCUCCUUUCAUCUGUCUACUACUCUCCUUUCAUCUGUCUACUACUCUCCUUUCAUCUGUCUACUACUCUCCUUUCAUCCGUCUACUACUCUCCUUUCAGCCGUCUACUACUCUCCUUUCAUCUGUCUACUACUCUCCUUUCAUCCGUCUACUACUCUCCUUUCAUCCGUCUACUACUCUCCUUUCAUCCGUCUACUACUCUCCUUUCAUCCGUCUACUACUCUCCUUUCAUCCGUCUACUACUCUCCUUUCAUCCGUCUACUACUCUCCUUUCAUCCGUCUACUACUCUCCUUUCAUCCGUCUACGACUCUCCUUUCAUCCGUCUACGACUCUCCUUUCAUCCGUCUACGACUCUCCUUUCAUCCGUCUACGACUCUCCUUUCAUCCGUCUACGACUCUCCUUUCAUCCGUCUACGACUCUCCUUUCAUCCGUCUACUACUCUCCUUUCAUCCGUCUACUACUCUCCUUUCAUGUGUCACACACAGGGAGAUCAAAAGAGAGGUGACGUCAUCCAUCUCUCUUCUCCACCUCUUUCUUCGUGUGUGUGCCCAUCUCUUUCUGUCUCUCUCGCUCUCUGUCUCUCUCGCUCUCUGUCUCUCUCCUGAUCUGUAUCUCUCAUGUAUCCAGGACACUGUCUCUCUCUCCUCUGGGGUCACUGAGAUGUAUGAGAGGAUUUCCAUUCUUUGUUCCUGUAUAGUUGAGAAUGAACCCCCAGACCCUUUUAAAAUGAUAUUUGUAGACCAGAGAUGCCAUAAAAAUGAGGCUGUUUGUCUGCCUUUUUGAAAUUCCAGUGUCAAUGAGUGUCCCCCUUGUCUCCAUAUCAUGUCAAUGAAAUGAAUUAAUGAGUCUUUGUCUAGUUUAAUCAGUGUGUGUGUGGUGUGCUGUGUUGUGUUGUGUUGUGUUGUGUUGUGUGUGUGUGUGUAUUGCAGGUUCCGGGAGAAGUUGGGGGUGAAGACGGUGAAAGCUCUGAAGAGGAACAACAACGGAGUGACACACGCCGCUAUAGACAUGCUCUGUGCUCUUAUGUGUGUAAGUGCCAUUUGGAUUCCCCUGAGCUGAAAGUUCACUCACACAGACGAUCUUACACACAAUUCUGGUGUGGCGACAUGACACUACCGAGAAUGUGACUGCCGUUGUAAAUGCACAAUUUACAUUUACAACAUUUAAUUGCAAUUUUAUUUGCAUCCUUCCAGCCGAUGCACGAUGACUAUGACCUGCGACAGGAGCAACUGAACAAGGCCUCCCUGAUGUCCUCCAAGAAGUUCCUGGAGAACCUUCUAGAGAAGUUUGUCAGCAACGUGGUACGUGUUUCAGCCUCAGCCUCUACUAACCUUUUUUGAUAUUGGUGCUGAAACCUGGGAGCGAAACCAAAGGAAGCCAUCUUGCUUCUUUAUUAACAGUCUCCUUCACACUCUUUUUUUUCUUCCCCUUCUAUAUACUCCCCCUUUCCCUCCAGGACCACGGCACAGGGGCACUGGUGAUCAGCUCGCUGCUGGACUUCCUGACCUUUGCCCUGUGCGCCCCCUACAGCGAGACCAGCGAGGGCCAGCAGUUUGACAUGCUGCUGGAGAUGGUGGCCUCCAAUGGGCGCACCCUCUUCAAACUCUUCCAGGUAGCUAGGAGGGGCGAGAGAAAGGUCUGGAAUCCAUAACUGAUAUGCUCCGUUUCAGUUUGGGUUCCAGGCUAAGAAUAAGAGAAAAGGAAACCGUAUAAGGUAUGUGUGACGAUCUGUUUUGACGGGAUUCAUUUAACGUUGUCUCAGUGAGUUGUUGUUGUUUUCCAGCACCCCUCUAUGGCCAUUGUGAAGGGAGCAGGCCUGGUGAUGAAGGCCAUCAUUGAGGUGAGGUUGGGGGGAGCAGGACUUGAUAUGACAAAGGAUAAUUAUUAUGAUUAUAUUGGCGAUGAUCAACAAAUUAUGAUUGUUUUCUUUAUUAGGAGGGGGAUAAGGAGAUAGCCACUAAGAUGCAGGAGCUGGCACUGAGUGAGGGGGCCCUGCCCAGACACUUGCACACCUCCAUGUUCACCAUCAGCUCAGACCAGAGGAUGCUCACCAACAGGUAAAGGACUAAGGGUCCAAAUCGGUUUACGUCAGAUUUUUACGUACAUCUCCCAUAACGUCCAUGCAUGAUUUACUCAAUCAAUUACACAUCCUUAUCUCAAGUUAGGAUUCUGACAAAUUCACUCAUGGUUUUGAAACUGUUCCUCCUACAGGCAGCUGAGUCGUCACCUGGUGGGCUUGUGGACAGCAGAGAACCCCAUCGCCAUGAGCCUCCUCAAGAGAAUACUGGUUAGGCUCCCGACAGGUGUUCAGUAGGGCUGUGACGAUACCAGUAUUGCAAUAUUUUUUUCAUGGCGAAAAUGAAAACACGACGCCCUCUUUGGUCCUUUAAAAACCUGCUGUAUGUAAAAUAUUGUGUGCUAUAGCUUAGAAAAUAAAUACAUGUGACUGGAUUGCAACAUAAUGAUGUUUGUUUCCAACAUAAAUCUGCUUCGUGUUUUGUUUCCUUGCCACGAUGGUAAGGAGUAUCGCAAUACUGGUAUCGUCCCGACCCUAGUGUUCAGGCAAUUCACUUGUGUACCAUCCAUACGAUUAGAGGCAGGGAAUUUGAUAGUGUACAGUCUCUCCAUCUCUCUCUUUCUUUCUCUCCAUCUCUCUCUCCCCGCAGCCGACGGGGCUGCUGGCGUACCUGGACAGCCCUGAUCCUGUCCCGGAGAAAGAUGUGGACAGGAUGCACAUCCGGGACAAUGUCAAAAUCGCCACGGUAAUCUGCAGUAGAGACAAUAAUGACAUUCCCCUUUACGCACUCCAUACACCGUUGUGGUACCUUUAGAAAUGCAUGUAUGCUUGGAUGUUAUUAGUACUGUAUAUAUUUUUUUACUGACUGGCCUUUUCCUGUCUGGUCCUUACAGGACCAGUUUGGUCAGCAAAAGGUGCCCGACUGGCAGCGGGUGGCGGGCAAGGCAGCCAAAGAGGUGGAGAAGUUUGCCAAGGAGAAGGCUGACAUCGUGCUGAUGCACUGGAGGGACAAGAUGGGUAUCGCCCAGAAGGAGGUGAGGAGGGACUCACUGCUCACUUUUCUCCCCCCAUUCAGGGGCUUCAUUCUGGCCCAGUAGCACUAAUGGUGACGCCCUCAUUCCGGCUCCUCUGGCUCUUGCUCCUCCUGCUGGUGCUGAGUUGUAUUGCAAGCUCUACUGCUUCCAUAGCCAUCUGCUGGACUGGUCCAGGUACUGUAGUACCAGUUAGCAUGGCUAGCAUCGCUAUCACCCUGCAGCUUUGCCAUGGGGGAGACACUCUGGGAACCAGUGGGUUCUGAACCGCAUUCUAACAAAUCCUCUGCUUUGCUGUUUUUGACGCUGCUGAACAGAUAUGCGCCGCUUGCUUUGUGUUGCGUCUGCCCUCGUUUGAAUGCGUCAGAGGGAUCCACAGAGAUCUUGGAAGUGUAGUGUUGCUGGGAUUGAUGUUAAAACUCUUGGUGCAGUUAUGACUUCUACUUAGAGCAACAUAGGGUAUGAAUGAUGCCACUGAGUAAAAUUCUGUGCAUUAUGGUGACAGAAUGAAAUGCAAGCAUUUACAGUAACAGUUAAUGUCGCCAAGACGGUAAAUGAGAGAUGUCUUGUUUAAAGGACUAAUGUGUGUCCUUGAGUAGAGCCGACCAUCUGAACGGGCCAGUUAUUAACAGAAAACACUCUCUCUGCCCUCUUCUCCUUUGCUAUACGGGCCACAGCUGCGCCUCUCAUUUGGCACAAAUCUUUAAUCAAAUCUCCUUUUAAAUCAACUGUGCCACAACGCUGCCACAAACCGAAGUUCACCUAUACUUUAUAUGACCAUCACUGGGUUUUUCCUGGGUUUUUGUCUCACCACACAAGGUUUGUCUAAGUACCAAAAUAAACAGGAACUUGUUAGUGCGGAUUCUGAACGAGACUAUUGUUAGAGGGCUGACUGUGGGUGAAGGUGAUUCCAGCUCAAAUCAAUCAUUUAAUUGAACUUUCUUUCCUUUAUCUGCGAACCAAUCACCUCACACACUCUACAAUCGCUACCACAACCGUUGUGAUUUCCUUUCCAUUAUUAUUAAUUUGAUGAUACAGUAAAAUAAUGAACCCCUAUGUCAUCGCGACUGGAGGCUGUCUUACUGUUUUUGUCGAUAUAGAUUUUGAUUGUAUGAUGCAGAUUGCCUUUGACCUUCUAACUUCAUUGAGAAGCAUCUCUGUUUGAUCCGACUGAGGACCAAUAAUCUCUCUGUGUUGUCUCUUGCCCCAUCCUCCCCCUCUUGUCUGUUGUUGUUCUUUGCUGUCAAUCAAAUGCAGCAGGACAGAAAUAACCUGGUAAGUAGAACUGACCAAUGGGAACCCCUCUUCCUCCUUUUUGACCCCUCCCACUCUUACCUGUCAGUUUUAGAGCUCAUGUAACACAUGUUGUGGGAUCCCAUCUCUGUAUUUUGAUUUUUGUCACGGUUUAUGUCAAAGGUUGUGUGUUUUUGUUGGUGUUUGUUAUCAUGACAGUAUUUUUCACCUGGUGGUCAGUGACAUUAAACGUUUGAAUUCAUUAAUACAGUAAAAAAGGUAUUUGUUAAAAAAACAUAUUGUAACAUUGUGAUAGAUAAAAUACAUGCCAUUCAAUACAUGCCAACCCAUACCUACAUGCCAUACCUGACUCUGUUGUACCUUGAACGUUGUCUAGAUCAAGAUCUAUAUGUUCCCCUUGCCAACUCCAUUGCUGUCAUUAUCAAGCCAAAGAUGAGAAUUUGGCAUGACAAUGAUUGACAGGAAAUUGGCCUGAUAGCCUGAGUGCCAGUCAAUUCAUGCUAUUGUGAACGCUGGUGUUAGUGGUGUCAUAAUCAUCGUAGCUGCAGUCAUCCAAUCACAUCGUAUCAUCCACUCAUGUAGAGCAGUUGUCCAACAACGCAGAGUUGACCAUUGGAAAGGUCUAGUGUAGUAGUGACUGCCAUUGUUCUUGGCUGUACUACAGAAUCCCAACCAAAAACCUGUCGUUCUGAGGAAGAGGAGACAGAGGAUCAAGAUCGAAGCCAAUUGGGAGCUCUUCUACUACAGGUACAUUUGGUCACUUACUCACAAAAUGGCCACCUUACUGUCUCUCUUACUAAUAUAGACUUUUGUGUUUUAUCCUCUAUAUAAAAAUGUUUAAUGUUUCUCAGGUUGGAGCAGCCUUCUACUUUAGAGGAUAAAAUAAAUUCAAUCAAUCAAUUCAUGCAUUAAAAGUGAAUAUUUUGAUUUUGGAUAAGUAGUCCCAUCUCCAUCUCUGGUUCUCCGGUGUCCUAGGUUCCAGUUGGACCACGCGCGGUCCAACCUCAUCUGGAAUCUGAAGACGCGGGAGGAGCUGCGGGAUGCUCUGGAGGGAGAGAUGAGGGCCUUCGGCGUGGACCGCGAGCUGGGCAACGCUAGCGUCAUCUCCUGGAACCACCAGGAGUUUGAGGUCAGGGGUCAAACCAAAUUAUGACCAUAUUAUAUUAUGAUCAUUGAUUGAUCGUGUGGAUUGGUAGCUGACUUGUGGUGGGUGUUUGCGUAUGUGUUGCAGGUGAAGUACGAGUGUCUUUCGGAUGAGAUUAAGAUUGGUGAUUAUUACCUGCGUCUGCUGCUGGAAGAGGAUGAGACGGACGAGUCGGGGGCCAUCAAGAGAUCGUAAGACAUCCGCUACCUACAGCACAAUCAGCUAUGUCUAACCCAUCUAAUGAGAAUAUUGCUCUUAAAUCCAAUCGAAAGGAUAAAGUAAAAUGUUCAAAUUGUUACAUUUCCCCAGAGUUUCUUUAGCAAUUUCCCUCCCUCUCGCUCUCGCUCAGGUACGAGUUCUUCAAUGAGCUCUACCACCGUUUCUUGCUCACCCCCAAAGUCUCCAUGAAGUGCCUGUGCCUGCAGGCUCUCACUGUCGUCUAUGGGAAGUGCUGCGAGGAGAUCGGCCCCUUCACCGACACCAAGUACAUCAUGGGCAUGCUGGACCGGGUCAGUGCUGUGGCACACACAAACUGUCAGAGAUCCGUUGGGACAGUUUUGUAAUGGUAACAGUCUCUCUCUCUCCCCCUCUGUAUUUACAGUCUACAGACAAACUGGAAAGAGACAGACUGAUCCUAUUCCUUAACAAACUCAUCCUCAACAAGAAAAAUGUAAAGGAGGUGAUGGACUCCAAUGGAGUCCGUAUCCUAGUGGACCUGCUCACCCUGGCCCACCUACACACCAGCCGAGCCACCGUCCCACUACAGGUAGGUCUUUACAACUGCCCUGUCUGAACCACCCAAAUUGUAGCAUAUUCUUCUCAUCAUGUAUCUAACGUAUGUUUUGAUACAGUUACAGACCAUGGAAGCGUAUAGCUGUCGGAAGUCCAAUAGAAUUUCGACAGCUAUAUGCUUCCAUUACAGGCCAGUCUGUCUGGUUUCAUGUUAAUAACGUACGUCUUUGUCUGUCAGAGCAACGUGAUCGAGGCUGGGGCGGACAUGAAGAGGGAGAGCGAGAAGGAGUGGUACUUUGGGAACGCAGACAAAGAGAGGAGGGGCCCCUUCAGCUUUGAAGAGGUACGUUUCUACUGAAUGCAAAACCAAGACUGAUGCUAAGCUCUACCCCAGGGUUCAUCAACUAGGUUUGGCCUUGGGCCACAUUUUCUCUGAGCUAAUAGUCGGAGGGCCAGAACAUAAUUAGCAUAUCAUAUUAGCACAAUUAAUAGGCCUACACUACAAAUUGAACAAAAUAUUUAACACAUCUGCGUAGUACAUAAUAAAUUCAGUGACAAUAACAUAAUAAUUUCGAUCUGAUUUAAGCUCAUAAAAUCACCAAUGUCUCCAUAAAUAAAAAAUAAAAAAGGUAUGUUUUUCCUCUGUGCGUUGAUUGGUGGGGAAAAACAGGUCUACGUAGCCUACUGUAGUCUACACUACUUUUAUGUCAACAUUUGUUCAGAACAAUUAGCUUGAUAGCAAGAGAAAAUGUUGCUCUCAAAAAGUAUCAAAAGAAAGGUGGAUAAUAAAAAUUGAAGUUUCAUGGAUGGACAGAGAUAUGCCUUCAUCUUACCACCUUUCUCCAAAGCCAAGCCACUGUGUCUUAUUUGCAAUGAAAAUGUCGCUGUUUUGCAAAGAAUUCAAUCUCAGACGGCUUUAUGAAUCUAAGCAUGGUACUUUCAAAGUGGCCUUCCCGCUCCAGACAGAGGCCCGACGCAGAAACAUUUAAGCACUAACUGUAAGCUACACACACAGCAGAAGAAUCCUCCUUCGUGGCCUGACCCAACAACAGAAGGUCACAAGUGCCUCCCUAAAAGCGUCCUGGGUUCUAACCAAACACAACAUGCCCUUCACAGAUGCAGAGGUAUUUAAAAAGUGCAUGUUGACAGUUUUGGAGGAAUUGGUUACCGACAAGUCUAUGGAUAGCAUAAUUGCGUCUGUCAAACAGGUGCCCAUGUCUGCGUCAACAGCCGGCCGCAGCGUCCAUGCACUAUAAUAAUAAUAAUAUGCCAUUUAGCAGACGCUUUUAUCCAAAGCGACUUAGUCAUGCGUGCAUACAUUUUUUUGUGAAUGGGUGGUCCCGGGGAUCGAACCCACUACCUUGGCGUUACAAGUGCCGUGCUCUACCAGCUGAGCUACUGAGGACCACCAUGCACUGGUGGAUGAUGUGCAUAGGAUUGUUCUGGAGGGGCUCAGUCAGGCUGAGCAUUUUUCCCUGGCUAGUGAUGAGAGUACUGACAACACCAAUGUAGCACAAUUGUGUGUGUAUAUGUCCGUUAUUUUCAUGGAAAUGACUUUAAAGAAGAGCUACUGCCACUGAUUCCCCUCGAAGGACACACCACUGGGGACAUCCUAUUCACAAAGCUGGAAGAAUUGUUUACGCAACAUGGCCUGUCAUUCGAAAAAGUCAACUUUGUGGUCACCGACAGGGCUCCUGCUAUGGUGAGUAGACACAGGGGCCUGGUCAGCAGGUUGAAGGAAAUUGCCCCACAAAUGAAUGGCUUGCAUUGUCUCAUCCAUCAAGAGUGGCCUGUGUGCCAGACUAAACAGUGAGCUAAAAGAUGUGAUGGAUAAAGUAAUGCGCAUAAUCAACUUUGUCAGGGAGACCUCACGCACCCAAGAACGUAUUUUCCGCAAGCUUGUGACAGAAUCAGAGGCGGCCACCCACGAUGAUCUCCUUUCACAACGACGUGCGCUGGCUGAGUAAAGGAAAAACUCUAGAACGAUUCUGUGAACUACAUGACCAGGUUGUGGAUUUUCUCAGAAAAAGCCAAAUGAGGGCAGCAGUUGACCGCCUUCGUAUUCUGGAAAUUGAGGAAUUCCUCUCUGUUGCUUUUUUGGCUGACAUAUUCUGUCACUUAAACGGGUUAAAUCUGCGGUUACAAGGAGGAGGGACAGCAGUCGUGGACAUGGUGGAACAACUUGAGGCCUUUACUAAGAAGCUUGAGUUGUUCUAUUUGGACUUGUCAUCCGGAAGGCUACUGCACUUCAGCACACUGAAGAAACGACAGGCAGAGGGACCAGGCCGCAGCAUUGUCAGAGAUGGAAGAUUUCAUCUAGCAGCUGAGGGACAACUUCUCCACCAGAUUUGAAGACUACAGCGUGACCAAGGAUAUCAUUGCGUUUGUACGUGAUCCAUUCACAGUCCGCCCAGGUGGAGAAUUCUCCUCUCUUGCUAAGAAAACGAUACCCUCGCUGGAACUGGCCGCAAUUCAAACUGAGCUGGGCGGACUGUGCAACUUUCCCGUUAAGUAAGUAACUUAGUAUUUAAUAAAUAGUCAUAGGCUACUGACAUUAUUGUGAUUAUUAUUAGUGGUUAUCCAGGGAUAUUUUAGGUCUCAUGCUGACAGUAUUUUCUGUUUUGUUUUGUCAUUACAGUAGCAGGUUAUCCCGAGACUCCCGAUACAGACAUUCAGACACAGACAUCGCCUUUUUUUCUUUAAAUGAUUGUUUUAUGUAGGAUGCAACCUUUUUGGCCAGUUGCAAUUGUAAGUAGGCCUAAUAAAUAAAUAAAUAAAUAAAUCCCACUUCUAUUAGGCCUUUUUUAUUUUACAACUGCGACCUGGCCAAGAUAAAGCAAAGCAGUGCGGAAUAAACAAAACGUACAGCCAAUAACACAAUAGAACAUCUAUAUACAGUGUGUGCAAAUGUAGUAAGUUAUGGAGGUAAGGCAAUAAAUAGGCCAUAGUGUUAAAAUUAUUACAAUUAUAAUUUAGUAUUAACACUGGAAUGAUAUAUGCAGAAGAUGAUGUGCAGAUAGAGAUACUGGGGUGCAAAUGAGCAAAAUAAAUAACAAUGUAAAUUACAAUAUGGGGAUGAGGUAGUUGGGUGGGCUAAUUACAGAUGGGCUGUGUACAGGUGCAGUGAUUGGUAAGCUGCUCUGACAACUGAUGCUUAAAGAGUGAUGGAGAUAAGUGUCUCCAGCUUCAGAGAUUUUUGCAGUUCGUUCCAGUCAUUUGCAGCAGAGAACUGGAAGGAAUGGCGACCAAAGGAGGUGUUGGCUUUGGGGAUGACCAGUGAGAAAUACCUGCUGGAACGCAUACUACGGGUGGGUGUUGCUAUGGUGACCAAUGAGCUAUGAUAAGGCGGGGAUUUGCCUAGAAGGGAUUUAUAGAUGACCUGGAGCCAGUGGGUUUGGCGACAAAUAUGUAGUGAGGGCCAGCCAACGAGAGCGUACAGGUCACAAUGGUGGGUAGUAUAUGGGGCUUUGGUGACAAAACGGAUGGCACUGUGAUAGACUACAUCCAAUUUGCUGAGUAGAGUGUUGGAAGCUAUUUUGUAAAUGACAUCGCCGAAGUCAAGGAUCGGUAGGAUAGUCAGUUUUACGAGGGCAUGUUUAGCAGCAUGAGUGAAGGAGGCUUUGUUGCGAAAUAGGAAGCCGAUUCUAGAUUUAACUUUGGAUUGGAGAUGCUUAAUGUGAGUCUGGAAGGAGAGUUUACAGUCUAACCAGACACCUAGGUAUUUGUAGUUGUCCACAUAUUCUAAGUCAGAGCCGGCGAGAGUAGUGAUUCUAGUCGGGCAGGCAGCGUUCGAUUGAAGAGCAUGCAUUUAGUUUUACUACCGUUUAAGAGCAGUUGGAGGCCAUUGAAGCGGAGGUUUGUUAACACAGUGUCCAAUGAAGGGCCAGAUGUAUACAAAAUGGUGUCGUCUGCGUAGAGGUGGAUCUGAGAGUCACCAGCAGCAAGAGCGACAUCAUUGAUAUACACAGAGAAUAGAGUCGGCCCGAGAAUUGAACCCUGUGGCACCUCCAUAGAGACUGCCAGAGGUCCAGACAACAGGCCCUCCGAUUUGACACAUUGAACUCUAUCUGAGAAGUAGUUGGUGAACCAGGCGAGGCAGUCAUUUGAGAAACCAAGGCUAUUUAGUCUGCCAAUAAGAAUGCGGUGAUUGACAGAGUCCAGAUUGUCUAGCCCAGCUGAUUUGUAGUGGUCCAGAUUUUGCAGCUCUUUCAGAACAUCAGCUAUCUGAAUUUGGGUGAAGGAGAAGCGGGGGGGGGGCAUGGGCAAGUUGCAGCGGAGGGUGCAGAGCUGGUGGCCGGGGUAGGGGUAGCCAGGUGGAAAGCAUGGCCAGCCGUAGCAAAAUGCUUGUUGAAAUGUUUGAUUAUCGUAGAUUUAUCGGUAGUGACAGUGUUUCCUAGCCUCAGUGCAGUGGGCAGCUGGGAGUAGGUGCUCUUAUUCUCCAUGGACUUUACAGUGUCCCAAAACUCUUUGGAGUUAGUACUGCAGGAUGCAAAUUUCUGUUUGAAAAAGUUAGCCUUUGCUUUCCUAACUGAUUGUGUAUAUUGGUUCCUGACUUCCCUGAAAAGUUGCAUAUCGCGGGGGCUGUUCGAUGCUAAUGCCGUACGCCACAGGAUGUUUUUGUGCUGGUCAAGGGCAGUCAAGUCUGGGGUGAACCAGGGGCUGUUCUUAGUUCAGAAUGUUUUGAAUGGGCCAUGCUUAUUUAAGAUGGAGAGGAAAGCACUUUUAAAGAAUAACCAGGCAUCUACUGACGGAAUGAGGUCAAUAUCCAUCCAGGAUGCCCGGGACAGGUCAAUUAGAAAGGCCUGCUCGCUGAAGUGUUUUAGGGAGCGUUUGACAGUGAUGAGGGGUGGUCGUUUGACCGCGGACCCAUUACGGACGCAGGCAAUGAGGCAGUGAUCCUGGUUAAAGACAGCAGAGGUGUAUUUAGAGGGUAAAUUAGUCAGGAUGAUAUCUAUGAGAGUGCCCAUGUUAACGGAUUUAGGGUUGUACCUGGUAGGUUCCUUGAUAAUUUGUGUGAGAUUGAGGGCAUCUAGUUUAGAUUGUAGGACGGCCGGGGUGUUAAGCAUAUCCCAGUUUAGGUCACCAAGCAAUACUACUCUGAGGAUAGAUGGGGGGCAAUCAAUUCACAUAUGGUGUUCAGGGCUGAGGGGGGUCUGUAGCAAGCAGCAACAGUGAGAGACUUAUUUCUGGAAAGGUGGAUUUUUAGAAGUAGAAGCUCAAACUGUUUGGGCACAGACCUGGAUAGUAUGAUAGAGCUAUGCAGGCUAUCUCUACAGUAGAUUGCAACUCCGCCCCCUUUGGCAGUUCUAUCUAGACGGAAAAUGUUGUAGUUGGGAAUGGACAUUUCAGAAUGUUUGGUGGCCUUCCUAAGCCAGGAUUCAGACACUGCUAGAACAUCAGGUUUGGCUGAGUGUGCUAACGCAGUGAAUAACUCAAACUUAGGGAGAUGGCUUCUGAUGUUAACAUGCAAGAAACCUGGUCUUCUAGUGCGUUGGGUACAGAGAAAAAAAGGGGGCGAUUUCCGGAAUAGAUUCAGGGCAUUAUGUACAGACAAGGAUAUGGAAGGAUAUGAGUACAGUGGAGGUAAACCUAAGCGUUGGGUAAAGAUGAAAGAGAUAGCAUCACUGGAGGCACCGAUUGAGCCGGUCUCCGCGUGUGUGGGGGGUGGGACAAAGUAUAUAUCUGAGACAGGUUGAGCAGGACUGGGGGCUCUACAUUGAAAAAGUAUAGUUAGAACUAACCGAAAUAGCAAUAGGCAAGGCAUAUUGACAUGGGAGAUAGGCAUAAAGCAGUCACAGGUGUUAUUCGAGAGAGCUAAGACAACAGCUGGUAAUGGCGACGAAAGUUUGAGCUGAGGCUAAACAGAUCAACAGGAUGGGUUACCGUAUAAAGGAACAGUCCAGCAGGCAUCAGCUGUGUAGCUGAGUGAUCAUAAGGUCCGGUGAACAGCAAUAAGUAAGUCCGGGAGCAGUUCAGUGGCUGCUACGCUACAGGCGAGCUGGAGGGACGGCUGUUGAUUGCGUGUGCUAGCGGGCUGGGGCUAGCAGAUGGUUCUUCGUGGUCGUCGCAACGGGAAGCCUGUUGAAACCACAUCAGACGAUUACGUCGGCAGACCAGUCGUGAUGGAUCGGCGGGGCUCCGUGUCAACACUAGGAGGUCCCGUCCGGUUGACAGAGAGGUAGAUAGCCGGGAGAUGGGCCUGGCUCGAGGCUAGCUCAAGGCUAACUGGGGUUAGCUUCAGGGCAGUGGUGAUUAGCCAACAACGACAACAGCCAUUUGGUUGCAGCUAGCUACUUGCGAUGAUCUGGUGUUAAGGUCCAGUGAUUCAGUGAUUCCGGCAGAAAAUCCAAUAUGCUCUUGCUCGAUAGCGCGAUGUUGAUUGCGCUGCGGUUGCAGCUUUACGUUUCAGCACCACAAAUGGUCCGCUGCCUGCUUUAUUAGUUGACUGUCUCCUGCAUUCUCACUCCUCAUUAAUUAAGUUAAAAUGUAACUUUUGCAUUAUUUAGGUAGGGUCACUUCCUUCUUGGGACAUUGCAUUUGGGACUUUUUGCAUCUCAGGUCCAAGAUCAUUUUAUUUAAUGAAAAAAAUAUUCAUAAUUGCUUUGGGGGGCCAAAUAAUAUUGCCAUAUUUGGCCCGCGGGCCCCCAGUUGGGGAACUCUGCUCUACCCCAAUAGGUCUGUUUCUCUUGAUCCAGUGCCAUUGAUUAGGUCUUUUUUGGUAUCCAAGACAAUGUUCAUUUUGUAACAUCGGUGAACUAUCCGUAAGUAUGCUAUCUUGAUGACUGAAGAUAUCCACAUUUCGCCCAUCAGAUGCAGGAGUUCUGGAGCAAGGGCGUGCUAACGGCCAAGACGCGGUGCUGGGCCCAGGGCAUGGAUGGCUGGCGCCCCCUGCAGGCCAUCCCGCAGCUCAAGUGGUGCCUGCUGGCCAGUGGACAGGCGGUGAUGAACGAGACGGACCUGGCCACGCUCAUCCUCAAUAUGCUCAUCACCAUGUGCUCCUACUACCCCAGCAGGUAGGGAGAAGAUCCUCAGUUAUAACUCUUUUUUUUAACUGUCUCUUUCUUCUCUCUCACUCGACCAUCCCCCUCUCUCUCUUUUGCUGACACAAAGUUGAAAAUGUGAAAAUGUGUCUGUCUUUCCCCAGGGACCAGGACAAUGCCAUUAUUCGUCCCUUACCCAAGAUCAAGAGAAUGGUCAGCGACAACACCUGCCUCCCUCACAUUGUCCAGGUGAGCAGAACCAGCCUAUUAUUAGGUCUAUCCUUCCUACCUCAAUGGGACUUCCUGGUUAAAUAAAGGUCAAAUGUGUAAUAUUUCCUCUCUUCACCUCCCUAUAUAAAAAAUACCCUGAUGAAGGUUGCUUGAGACCAAAACGUUGGUCAAAUAAGAUCCAUUCAAUUGUUGGAAUCAACAUUAAAAGUGAGCUGGAUAAAAAAAUAUAUUUAAAAAAUUGAGCAAAUGUCAUGUUUUCUGUUCCCUUCUCCAAUCAGCUUCUACUGACCUUUGACCCCAUCCUAGUGGAGAAGGUGGCCAACGUGCUGUACCUGGUGAUGCAGGAUAACCCCAACCUGCAGCGCCUCUACCUCACCGGCAUCUUCUUCUUCAUCAUGAUGUACACCGGCUCCAACGUGCUGCCUGUGGCCAGGUCCGAGAUGCACAUGUACACACACGCAUGUCAUACACACACAUGCGCACUAACACUUUGCUCUUCAGAUAGGUCUUUUAAGUUGUGCGUUUGGACUCUGUCACAUCUUGUGUUUUUCUUUAGGUUCCUGAAGUACUGUCACCUGAAGCAGGCCUUCAAGUCAGAGGAGGCCAAAGGUACAGAUAUCGUCCAGCGCAGUGUGCUGGGGCCGGUGCUGCCUGAGGCCAUGGUGUGUUACCUGGAGAACUACGAGGCAGAACGCUUCUCUGAGAUCUUCCUGGGAGAGUUUGACACGCCGGAGGCCAUCUGGAGCAGCGAGAUGAGGUAGACACAAGCUGUCUGUCUGGGGGGAGGUCUAACAAUUGUUUUGAAGAAGAUUUUUCUAUAAGUUUGUCUACAUCUACCUCUUGUGUGUUGGUUUGUGUGUCUGAUGUGUGUGUCAUCCCCCCUGCCCCCCUCCAGGCGGAUGAUGAUUGAGAAAAUUGCGACCCACCUGGCUGACUUCAGCCCACGGCUGUACAGCAACACACGGGCCCUCUACCAGUACUGCCCCAUCCCUGUAGUCAGCUUCCCCCAGCUGGAGAACGAGCUCUUCUGCAACAUCUACUACCUCCGACACCUGUGUGACGCCAACCGCUUCCCCAACUGGCCCAUCCGAGAGCCCGUAUGUUCAAUGUCUGUAUGUGUGGGGGGGGGGGGGGGGUAUUGACUGUGUGAGUCUUGAGAGAAGGGGCUUGUGAAAGGUUGAUUUGAAGUUGCUUGAAGUGAAAGUGUGUAUGAAAGGUGUUAGUGUAUGAGCGAGAUGGAGACUGUUAAUAGUGCUCUGUGUUGUUGUCUGCCACCUGCAGGUGAAGCUGCUGAAAGACACCCUGGAGGCCUGGAAGAGGGAGGUGGAGAAGAAGCCUCCCUCCAUGUCUGUGGACGACGCCUACGAAGUCCUCAACCUGCUCAAGGGACAGGGACAGUAAGUGGCCUUGCAAACAUAAAGAAGAAGCUUCUCCCUCUCCUCUACAAGAGGUCUAUCGGUACUCUGUAUAUGGAAUAUGUUUGAUUUUGGUUUCUCCACAGACACGAGGAGAGUAAGAUCAGGAAGGCCUACUUCAGACUGGCCCAGAAGUACCAUCCGGACAAGAACCCAGAGGGCAGGGUACGUUACGUCACCAUUUCUGCACCCUAUUUCCUACGUAGUGCACUAUAUAGGGAAUUAGGUGCCAUUUGGGACACAGACAUCAUCCGAGUUUGAGGAGUUUUCCAUCCCUGUCUUGACGCAUUACCUUCAUUGUUCAGAGGGGUGUGUGUUAAUAACUGUCUCUGUGUGUUCAGGAUAUGUUUGAGAAGGUCAACAAGGCCUAUGAGUUCCUGUGCACCAAGUCGUCCCGCAUCAUCGACGGCCCCGACCCCGAGAACAUCAUCCUCAUUCUCAAAGCCCAGAGCAUCCUCUUCAACAGACACAAACAAGGUCUGGCACUAAUACUCUCUGCAGUUUUCUCCACUGUCUGUAGUUAUGUUAUACGCAUCAAAAGUGAAUACACAUGGAAGGUGCGUCACAAUCGCUAAAUGUAAACACAAUUAGAGACACCAUCAUUUUUGGAGGCAUGAUAUUGACGUGGCAGUGUUGCUGUAGCUAGCAAAAGAGUGUAGGAGCAAUCGCUAACUAGCUGUAUAAAAAAAAUAUUUAAAAAAUCCAUUGGCUGGUUUGCUAAGCGUCUGGGUCAUUAGCCACCGCAAAUCUCUUUGCUAGCAAACGUGACGCUGUCUCCAAAACUGCAAGGUGUCUCCAGUAGUGUUUACUUUUUGACACUUUUGAUACUUUCCAAGAGUAUUAUUAAUGUAAACUGUUGUUGUCCUCUUGUCAACAGAACUUGAACCCUACAAGUACGCCGGCUACCCCAUGCUCAUCAAGACCAUCACCAUGGAGACGGGUGAUGAGCAGCUGUUCUCCAAGACUUCCCCCCUGCUCCCGGCUGCAAUCGAGCUGGCCUUCCACACGGUCAACUGCUCCGCCCUAAACGCUGAGGAAUUACGCAGAGAAAGCGGCAUUGAGGUAUAACUAACAACACUACUGGCUAUUCGGAUAUCAUGAUCAUAUUCAUUAGGCACCAAACGGAAGUAAACGGACUGAAACAGGGAGUUGUCCAAUAAGAAAUGCUAGUUUUCCUUUUCCAUUGCAAAAAGUGUUGCUAUGUUUUGAAACAGUGUGCACUAAUGAAUACGACUCAGAUACUACUGUUGCAACAAUAUUCACCUUUUCUGAUCGACAUUCCUACAUUCAUACUUUCAUGGUUUAUAACAUGAUCUAAAAAAAGUAUCCCCCACCCUUUCCGCCAGAUUCUGUUGGACGCCCUAUCCCGGUGUGUCGCUGUUUUAACCGCUUCCAGCAAGUCUGAUGACAUGGCUGUUCAAGUAAGACCACCAGAUCCACAGUGUAGAGCCGUGGCCGAGACACAUAUACGAUUCCCCCACCGGAGACUGGGGUUCAUUCCUCGUGUCUACCCUUUCCACUGUUUCUGUCUUCCCCUCUAAUUUCCUUACUGUCUGAAUAAAGUGUAAAAUCCCCUUUUAUUUAUAUAUAUAUACAUAUAUAUUAGAAUACAGUGCUAAUAAUGUGACAUAGAUGUUUGUGGAUGUUGUGUAUUCUUAAAUAAAUAUAUAUAUAUAUAUAUACACACACACACACUACCGUUCAAAAGUUUGGGGUCACUCAGAAAUAUCCUUGUUUUCGAAAGAAAAGCAAUUUUGUUGUCUAUUAAAAUAACAUCAAAUUCAUCAGAAAUACAGUGUAGACAUUGUUAAUGUUGUAAAUGGCUAUUGUAUCUGGAAACGGAAUAUCUACAUAGGCGUACAGAGGCCCGUUAUCAGCAACCAUCAGUCCUGUGUUCCAAUGGCACGUUGUGUUUGCUAAUCCAAGUUGAUCAUUUUAAAAGCCUAAUUGAUCAUUAGAAAACCAUUUAGCAAUUAUGUUAGCACAGCUGAAAACUGUUGUGCUGAUUUAAAGAAGCAAUAAAACUGGCCUUCUUGAGACUAGUUGAGUAUCUGGAGCAUCAGCAAUUGUGGGUUCGAUUACAGGCUCAAAAUGGCCAGAAACAAAGCGACUCCGGGAUGCUGACCUUCUAGGCAGAUUUGCAAAGAAAAAGCCAUAUCUCAGACUGGCCAAUAAAAAGAAAAGAUUAAGAUGGGCAGUCUGAGAUAUGGCUUUUUCUUUGCAACUCUGCCUAGAAGGUCAGCAUCCCGGAGUCGCCUCUUCACUGUUGACGUUGAGACUAGUGUUUUGUGGGUACUAUUUAAUUAAGCUGCCAGUUGAGGGACCUGUGAGGCGUCCGUUUGUCAAACUAGACACUCUAAUGUAUAUGUCCUCUUGCUCAGUUGUGCACUGGGGCCUCCCACUCCUCUUUCUAUUCUGGUUAGAGCCAGUUUGCGCUGUUCUGUGAAGGGAGUAGUACACAGCGUUGUACGAGAUCUUCAGUUUCUUGGCAAUUUAUCGCAUGGAUAGCCUUAAUUUCUCAGAACAAGAAUAGACUGACGAGUUUCAGAAGAAAGUUCUUUGUUUCUGGCAAUUUUGAGCCUGUAAUCGAACACACAAUUGCUGAUCCUCCAGAUACUCAACUAGUCUCAAGAAGGCCAGUUUUAUUGCUUCUUUAAUCAGCACAACAGUUUUCAGCUGUGCUAACAUAAUUGCAAAAGGGUUUUCUAAUGAUCAAUUAGUCUUUUAAAAUGAUCACCUUGGAUUAGCAAACACAACAUGCCAUUGGAACACAGGACUGAUGGUUGCUGAUAAUGGGCCUCUGUACGCCUAUGUAGAUAUUCCAUUAAAAAUCAGCAGUUUCCAGCUACAAUAGCCAUUUACAACAUUAACAAUGUCUACAUUGUAUUUCUGAUCAAAUUGAUGUUAUUUUAAUGGACAAAAAAAUUGCUUUUCUUUCAAAAACAAGGAACUUUCUAAGUGACCCCAAACUUUUGAACGGUAGUGUAUAUAUACAUAUAUAUUAGAAUACAGUGCUAAUAAUGUGACAUAGAUGUUUGUGGAUGUUGUGUAUUCAUAUAUAUGUAAGCAUACACAACAUCCACAAACAUCUAUGUCACAUUAUUAGCACUGUAUUCUAACCCAUACAUGUCUGGCUGGACAUUAGUGGUUCAGUGUUGAAAGGGGCUGAGUUGUGUUGCCUGUGCCUAGGUGUGCGGCCAGGUGUGUAAGUGCUACAGUGUAGCGGCUCAGUUUGAGGAGUGCCGGGAGAAGAUAAUCGAGCUCCCUAACAUCAUCAGGGACCUGUGUCACGUGCUCUACUAUGGGAAGGUGAGAUCUCUACUUAAUCAUGUAACAACAGCCUUGUAUCGCUGGCUCUGUAUACACUGUGAUACCACUCCAUCAUCCAAUGCAGAAAGGGCAAACAUAAAAAUAAAAAUAAAGAGAUUUUAAAAUUGAGCCUAUACAUUAAAUUGAAAGCAAUUUCUCUUGUACUCUCUCAGGGUCUCCCGCGGACGGCGGCGCUGGCUGUGCAGUGCGUCAGCUCCUUCGCUGUGGAUUACUUCCUGCAGACGCACCUGUACCAUGCCGGCGUGCUCUGGCACCUCCUGGUGCACCUGUUCAACUACGACUACACGCUGGAGGAGAGUGGCGUGGCCACCAGCCAGGACACCAACCAGCAGGAGGUGGCCAACAGCCUGGCCAAGCUUAGCCUAGUGGCCCUUAGCCGUCUGGGAGGCUACACCCCGCCACCCCCACCCCCCGGAGAGGGAGGUGUAGUGGAGACUAACGGGGUGGAGGGGCAACCCCCGGAGAACCCGACGAUUCGUAAGAGCCUGGCAGCCAUGCUCACCCCCUAUAUUUCAAAGAGGUUAGGGUCGGUGGCACCGGCUGAGGUUAGUGAUAUGGGAAACUGUAAAAGGUAGAUAUGCAGAUUAGACACAAUAACACACAUACUCAUAGACCCACUAGUUAAAACACUCUUGACGAUAUACUAUGAUAUGCCACACUUCACACACACAUUCACUCAUGCUUCUGUUUCCAUGUCUACUAGGUGUUGAAGCUGCUGAACAGUAACUCCGAGAACCCCUACCUUAUCUGGAACAACGGGACCCGGGCCGAGCUGCUGGAGUUCCUAGAGGACCAGCAGGAGGCCAACAUCAGGAGGGUGAGCAGAGCAGAGCACACGGACUGGCUCUAUCAUAUGUUUCAGCAUGGACGUCCGUUAUCGCGGUAGAAUUGGGUCGUGUUCAUUAGGCACCAUACAAAAGAAAAUGGUCUGAAAUGUGGAGGGACUACCCAAUUAGAAACUCUUGUUUUCCGUUGCAGUGUUUUGGAAUGUUUUCUAUUGCAUGCCCUAAUGAACAUGACUCUGUAUUAUUGGGCAUCCUGUGUUGUGAGUAUAGUCAUGUCUCUCUCUGUCCUAGGGGGAGAACGAUAAGAGCUUUGGCUCAGAGUUUGUGUUCAGCGACCACGGUAAAGAGCUGAUCGUGGGCGAGAUCUUUGUCAGGGUCUACAACGAGCAGCCUGCCUAUCCUCUGGAGGUGAGCCCCAACACUCGGUGUAGCGUUUGACCUUGCCCCAUACUCCUCCCAGUUACUGUCAACCACUGUUCAAGCAAAUUGCUACUAACAACAUUGUAGUCAUUGUCAUGUUCAUAGUCAUGUCAUUAAGUAGCACUCAGUCACGGUAAUCCAUUUGCUUCAUGCAGCUCACAGUAAUAUCUGAAAACCUGCAGGUAAUUAUCUGGUAAUACCUAGGUAUUUAGCUACAAUAAUAUCAUUAAAUAGAACGCUAGUAAUUUGUUGUAUUUCCAUUGCUAUAUCCAUCCAUAGAUUUAGUUUGAAACGCCAGAUACAAGGUGUUAUAAGCUGUAUUAUAAGCCUAUAACCAUGUCUCCCUGGUCUCCAUGGUCCAGUACCCCAAGGCGUUUUCAGCCAGCCUGCUGGACUACGUGGGCUCCCAGGCCCAGUACCUCACCACCCUGCUGGCCAUGUCCCAGAGCAACAAGGUGGAGUCCCAGCAGCAUGCCGAGAGGCUCCGCUGGGCCGAGAUGGCCCUGGAGGCCCUCCGCAACGUCAUCAAGAACAACCCAGGUACACAACAACCUACUUCUAUGAUUUCUACAGUCACCCCUACUACUACUGCAGUCAAAACGACUACUACCAUUUAUCCCACUACUAUGAAAAGUAUGUUUUAAGAUUGCUGAAGCAAGCACACACAUUUUGCUUUAGGAGAGUUAAGAAAUGCCCCUCCUAGUAGUUUUUUGAACUGUCUUCGUUGCCUUUUCUCCUCACCUGAGCUAACUGAAAGUGUGCUCAUUGGUCUUUGUGGUUUGCUGACUUGACUCUUUGUGACCCCCAGGUUCGGAGACGGAGUGCAUCGGCCAUUUCAAGCUGCUGUUCUCCUUGUUACGGGUUCAUGGGGCUGGGAAGGUACAGCAGCUAGCACUGGAGGUAAAACAGAACUAAAAUAUUCAUUGUUUUAUUUCAUUAUUGACUGAAUUUGUUAUAGAACAUUUAGUAGAACACUUUCAUGUGAUAUCCUGUGGGACACAUACAGUGGGGAAAAAAAGUAUUUAGUCAGCCACCAAUUGUGCAAGUUCUCCCACUUAAAAAGAUUAGAGAGGCCUGUAAUUUUCAUCAUAGGUACACGUCAACUAUGACAGACAAAUUGAGAAGAAAAAAAUCCAGAAAAUCACAUUUUUUUAUGAAUUUAUUUGCAAAUUAUGGUGGAAAAUAAGUAUUUGGUCACUUACAAACAAGCAAGAUUUCUGGCUCUCACAGACCUGUAACUUCUUCUUUAAGAGGCUCCUCUGCCCUCCACUCGUUACCUGUAUUAAUGGCACCUGUUUGAACUUGUUAUCAGUAUAAAAGACACCUGUCCACAACCUCAAACAGUCACACUCCAAACUCCACUAAGACCAAAGAGCUGUCAAAGGACACCAGAAACAAAAUUGUAGACCUGCACCAGGCUGGGAAGACUGAAUCUGCAAUAGGUAAGCAGCUUGGUUUGAAGAAAUCAACUGUGGGAGCAAUUAUUAGGAAAUGGAAGACAUACAAGACCACUGAUAAUCUCACUCGAUCUGGGGCUCCACGCAAGAUCUCACCCCGUGGGGUCAAAAUGAUCACAAGAACGGUGAGCAAAAAAUCCCAGAACCACACGGGGGGACCUAGUGAAUGACCUGCAGAGAGCUGGGACCAAAGUAACAAAGCCUACCAUCAGUAACACACUACGCCGCCAGGGACUCAAAUCCUGCAGUGCCAGACGUGUCCCCCUGCUUAAGCCAGUACAUGUCCAGGCCCGUCUGAAGUUUGCUAGAGUGCAUUUGGAUGAUCCAGAAGAGGAUUGGGAGAAUGUCAUAUGGUCAGAUGAAACCAAAAUAGAACAUUUUGGUAAAAACUCAACUUGUCGUGUUUGGAGGACAAAGAAUGCUGAGUUGCAUCCAAAGAACACCGUACCUACUGUGAAGCAUGGGGGUGGAAACAUCAUGCUUUGGGGCUGUUUUUCUGCAAAGGGACCAGGACGACUGAUCCGUGUAAAGGAAAGAAUGAAUGGGGCCAUGUAUCGUGAGAUUUUGAGUGAAAACCUCCUUCCAUCAGCAAGGGCAUUGAAGAUGAAACGUGGCUGGGUCUUUCAGCAUGACAAUGAUCCCAAACACACCGCCCGGGCAACGAAGGAGUGGCUUCGUAAGAAGCAUUUCAAGGUCCUGGAGUGGCCUAGCCAGUCUCCAGAUCUCAACCCCAUAGAAAAUCUUUGGAGGGAGUUGAAAGUCCGUGUUGCCCAGCGACAGCCCCAAAACAUCACUGCUCUAGAGGAGAUCUGCAUGGAGGAAUGGGCCAAAAUACCAGCAACAGUGUGUGAAAACCUUGUGAAGACUUACAGAAAACGUUUGACCUGUGUCAUUGCCAACAAAGGGUAUAUAACAAAGUAUUGAGAAACUUUAUUUUCCACCAUAAUUUGCAAAUAAAUUCAUUAAAAAUCCUACAAUGUGAUUUUCUGGAUUUUUUUUUCUCAUUUUGUCUGUCAUAGUUGACGUGUACCUAUAAUGAAAGUUACAGGCCUCUCUCAUCUUUUUAAGUGGGAGAAUUGCACAAUUGGUGGCUGACUAAAUACUUUUUUCCCCCCACUGUAUAUACUUGCAAACGUAUCUGUUUUCGAAAUCAACCAAUCAAUCAGCCCAUAUGCAUGCACUGUAUAUUUCAAUCCCUGACCUGAGACCUGUUUUUGUGUCCUCCCUAAGGUUGUGAACACAGUUACCUCCAACCAGGACUGUGUGGCCAACAUCGCUGAGUCCCUGGUGCUGUCCAACUUACUGGUGCUACUGCACUCUCUGCCCUCAAGUAAGACCACAGAACACCUACUGCAUCUAGUCCUUUCUGCUAGCUAUAUACACUUUUAUUCAAAAAUGACCUGUCUGAUUUUCUGUAUCCCUUUCAGGCCGGCAGCUUGUACUGGAAACUUUAUACGCCUUGACCUCCAACACCAAGAUAGUCAAAGAAGCUAUGACUAAGGGUCAGUAUUAUGCCGAUUUAUUGUUAGUUCUUGAAUAUACAGUAUAAUAUUCUGUUGUGUAUAUGGGCUUAUAUCAUCGUCUGUUGCCAUGGGUAACCGUCCCUCUUUCCCUCCCUCUCUCCUCCAGGUGCGUUGAUCUACCUACUGGACCUCUUCUGUAACUCCACCCACCCCCAGGUGCGCUCCCAGACGGCCGAGCUCUUCUCCAAAAUGACCUCUGACAAGCUGGUGGGGCCCAAGGUGAGGCAGUGUCCCUGUGUGGAGGAUGAAAGGGAGAGACCUAUCCCUCUGUAGAGACUACUUUAGUACUGCGUCCCAAAUGGCAACCUAUUCCCUAUUUAGUGAAUAGGGAAAAGUAGUGCUCUAAAUAGGAACUAGGGUGCCAUUUGGAAGUAUUUUUGCCCUCACUCAUUCUCUGUCCCACAUCUUCUGUCCUCUCUCUCCCUCAUCCCUCUCUCUCUCAGGUGCGUCUGACUCUGAUGCGCUUCCUGCCGGGCGUGUUCAUGGAUGCCAUGCGGGACAACGCGGAGGCAGCAGUGCACAUCUUCGAGGGGACGCACGAGAACCCGGAGCUCAUCUGGAACGACGGCUCCCGGGAGACUGUCUCCACCACUGUCCGGGAGAUGAUGCUUGAGUACGCAACCACCUUUCUCUCGCUCUCUCACACACACACACACACACACACCAUGUGGCUUUGUAGUCGUUAGGCCCUAAAUUGUUCCUGACCCUGAAAGUGUUGACAUAAUGACAGCACAAUAUUUAGCUGUGAAAUGAUGUAAUACACCAUUUAUACUGUAUAUUUGAUUUGUGUCUUUUGUACGAUAUAUUCCUCCUUAUCCUCUGCAGGCACUUCAAACAGCAAAAGGAUAAUCCUGAUGUCAACUGGAGAGUAAGUGUAUCCAUAUUCAAUGUAAUGCUGUUCUGUAUGUUGUGGAUUUCAUCGUAGGCCUACAGAGAAUAAGAAUAAACGCUCAAACAACAAAAUAAUCACAUGGGAUGCCAUUGUACUAAUGUUUAUGAUAUACGGUGUGUUGACAGCUGCCAGAGGAGUUCACGGUGGCGUAUGGGGCGGGGCAGGGUGAGCUGGCGGUGGGCGGAGUCUUCCUACGUAUCUUCAUCGCUCAGCCAGGCUGGGUGCUGCGCAAACCCAGAGAGUUCCUAGUGUCCCUCCUGGAGACCCUUACUGAGCUGUACGAGAAAAACAACCCCAAUGUGAGUACACACACGUGUUCAUCUCCUUGCGACCAUGAGAUUAUCUCGCUGAGUGAAUUUAAAGCACAUUUGGUACACACACACACUUCCUGUAACUGAGCAGAAAAAAAUAUCUAUUGUCAUCUCAUAGAAUUCCCUGUAUCUCCAUUUUGGUUUGAUAAACCUUUCGCUGCUCGUUUCUAACAGGGUGAGGCCCUGGAGACUGUUACCACGGCGGCGGUGUGUUUGUUCAGCACCCAGACCCAGCUGUGUGACCAGGUCCCUCCCCUGGGCCACCUGCCUCGCAUCCUGGCUGCACUGACCCACAAGAACAACGCUGUGCCCAAGAGCUCCAUCCGCCUCAUCCAUGUGCUGUCGGACAACGAGGUGCGUUCACAGUGUAGGGCUACAACAAACAUAAAUUCAUGAUAUUUAAUGGGCAAGAUAAACUGACUACCUUAAGCUAUAAUUGGCUAAUGUAGUGGUAUAACUAUAACCAAGCCAACUUAAACUACAUACAGAGUCUACAAUAGUCCUGAUUGAUUGUGAGGUCAACGAUCUUCCCAAGUACACUAAAUAUGUGUUAUAUUUAUUUCUGUCACGCGCGGAAAGGUAUUUAAGUUGAAUGCCAUUUUUCUGUAUGUGUGUGCAGCAAUGUGUGCGCUCCAUGGCCUCUCUGGAGACCAUCGGUCCUCUGAUGAGUGGGAUGAAGAUGAGGGCGGACAUGGCAGGACUGGCCUGCGAGGCGCUCAACCGAAUGUUCCAGAGAGAGCAGACUGACCUGGUGGCUCAGGUACCUCAUCUCUAUUAUGGUUACAUCCCAAAUGGCACCCUAUUCCCUAUGUAGUGCACUACUUUUUACCAGGGCUCUUGUCAAAAGUAGUGCACUAUAGGGAAUAGAUAGCAAUUUGGGAUGCAUCCCAUCUCUCUCUUUUUAGGUUUCAUUUUCUCACACCAUUUCUUACUGUUAAUUCCUUAGCAAAAGACAUGUUGUGUGCCGUCCUUUUUAUAUGUGUUGUUAUUCCAUGUCAUUUGAGUGUUUUAAUGUGUUUGUACGUGCACACACAGGCCCUAAGAGUGGAUUUGGUGCCGUACCUUCUGCGGCUACUGGAAGGGAUCGGGCUGGAGACCUUAGACAACCCCUCGGCCACCAAGGCUCAGAUCGUCAAGGCUCUCAAGUCCAUGACACGCAGUCUGCAGUAUGGAGAACAGGUAAGGCACCACUGGCUUUAUGUUAAUCAAUAUAUCAUCCAACAUAUCAUCCAACAUAUCAACAGGGCUCCAGACUAACAUUUUCCCCUGAUGGCACUGGUGCCACUAACUUUUACAGAAUGGCUCGUUCAUCACAGCAGCAGGCCCCAGCGAAACAGGGACAGGGCAGAGACUUUUAUUACAGGAAUCAUGAGGAUAAUGCAUAUCACUGUUUAAACAAAUCAUGGUUUUAGUAGCCUGAAAAAAUUGGAUGUUUUGGAGUGAGGUGAGCAUGUAGAAUGUGCAGCUUGCAUCAAUGCAACCAAUUAAAAAUGUAACUCGCACAGCCAACUCAAAAGGACGCAAAAUGUGACUAAAUUGUCGCAAUAUUAACUACCUGUAGUAUACUGAGGCAGAGCACAGCUGUUUGAUGUAUUUGAACUUGUAGUUGAAAUCAAUUUCAAUCAAUCAAUUUUAUUUUAUAUAGCCCUUCUUACAUCAGCUAAUUAGUCUCGAAGUGCUGUUACAAGAAACCCAGCCUAAAACCCCAAACAGCUAGUAAUGCAGGUGUAGAAGCACGGUGGAUAGGAAAAAAACUCCCUAGAAAGGCGAAACCUAGAAGAAACUAGAGAGGAACAGGCUAUGAGGGGUGCCAGUCCUCUUUGGCUGUGCGGGUGAAGAUAUAACAGAACCAGCCAAGUGUUCCACAAAAUGUUCAUAGUGACAAGCAUGGUCAAAUAAUAAUCAGGAAUAAAUCUCAGUUGGCUUUUCAUAGCCGAUCAUUAAGAGUUGAAAACAGCAGGUCUGGGACAGGUAGGGGUUCCAUAACCGCAGGCAGAACAGUUGAAACUGGAAUAGCAGCAAGGCCAGGCGGACUGGGGACAGCAAGGAGUCACCACGGCCGGUAGUCCCGACGUAUGGUCCUAGGGCUCAGGUCUCUCAGUUGGCUUUUCAUAGCCGAUCAUUAAGAGUUGAAAACAGCAGGUCUGGGACAGGUAGGGGUUUCGUAACCGCAGGCAGAACAGUUGAAACUGGAAUAGCAGCAAGGCCAGGCGGACUGGGGACAGCAAGGUGUCAUCAUGCCCGGUAGUCCUGACGUAUGGUCCUAGGGCUCAGGUUCUCAGAGAGAAAGAGAGAACGAGAGAAUUAGAGAGAGCAUACUUAAAUUCACACAGGACACUGGAUAAGACAGGAGAAGUACUCCAGGUAUAACCAACUAACCCCAGCCCCCCGACACAUAAACUACUGCAGCAUAAAUACUGGAGGCUGAGACAGGAGCGGUCCGGAGACACUGUGGCCCCAUCCGAAGAAACCCCCGGACAGGGCCAAACAGGAAGGAUAUAACCCCACCCACUCUGCCAAAGCACAGCCCCCGCACCACUAGAGGGAUAUCCUCAACCACCAACUUACAAUCCUGAGACAAGGCCGAGUAUAGCCCACAGAGGUCUCCACCACAGCACAAACCAAGGGGGGGCGCCAACCCAGACAGGAAGAUCACGUCAGUAACUCAACCCACUCAAGUGACGCACCCCUCCCAGGGACGGCAUGAAAGAGCACCAGCAAGCCAGUGACUCAGCCCCUGCAAUAUUCUCCCGAGUGGCGCAGUGGUCUAAGGCACUGCAUCGCAGUGCUAGCUGUGCCACUAGAGAUCCUGGUUCGAAUCCAGGCUCUGUCGUAGCCGGCCGCGACCGGGAGACCCAUGGGGCGGCGCACAAUUGGCCCAGCGUCGUCCAGGGUAGGGGAGGGAAUGGCCGGCAGGGGAUGUAGCUCAGUUGGUAGAGCAUGGCGUUUGCAAUGCCAGGGUUGUGGGUUCGAUUCCCACAGGGGGAAAAAAAUAUAUAAUGCAUGCACUAACUGUAAGUCGCUCUGGAUAAGAGCGUCUGCUAAAUGACAAAAAUGUAAAUGUAAAUGGUUAGAGGCAGAGAACCCCAGUGGAGAGGGGAACCGGCCCGGCAGAGACAGCAAGGGCUGUUCGUUGCUCCAGAGCCUUUCCGUUCACCUUCACACUCCUGGGCCAGACUACACUCAAUCAUAUGACCUACUGAAGAGAUAAGUCUUCAGUAAAGACUUAAAGGUUGAGACCGAGUCUGCGUCUCUCACAUGGGUAGGCAGACUGUUCCAUAAAAAUGGAGAUCUAUAGGAGAAAGCCCUGCCUCCCGCUGUUUGCUUAGAAAUUCUAGGGACAAUUAGGAGGCCUGCGUCUUGUGACCGUAGCGUACGUAUUGGUAUGUACGGCAGGACCAACUCGGAAAGAUAGGUAGGAGCAAGCCCAUGUAACGCUUUAUAGGUUAACAGUAAAACCUUGAAAUCAGCCCUUGCCUUAACAGGAAGCCAGUGUAGGGAAGCUAGCACUGGAGUAAUAUGAUCAAAUUUCUUGGUUCUAGUCAGGAUUCUAGCAGCCGUAUUUAGCACUAACUGAAGUUUAUUUAGUGCUUUAUCCGGGUAGCCGGAAAAUAGAGCAUUGCAGUAGUCUAACCUAGAAGUAACAAAUGCAUGGAUUAAUUUUUCUGCAUCAUUUUUGGACAGAACAUUUCUGAUUUUUGCAAUGUUACGUAGAUGGAAAAAAGCUGUCCUUGAAACAGUCUUGAUAUGUUCGUCAAAAGAGAGAUCAGGGUCAAGAGUAACGCCGAGGUCCUUCACAGUUUUAUUUGAGACGACUUUACAACCAUCAAGAUGAAUUGUCAGAUUUAACAGAAGAUCUCUUUGUUUCUUGGGACCUAGAACAAGCAUCUCUGUUUUGUCCGAGUUUAAAAGUAAAAAGUUUUCAGCCAUCCACUUCCUUAUGUCUGAAACACAGGCUUCUAGCGAGGGCAAUUUUGGGGCUUCACCAUGUUUCAUUGAAAUGUACAGCUGUGUGUCAUCCGCAUAGCAGUGAAAGUUAACAUUAUGUUUUCGAAUAACAUCCCCAAGAGGUAAAAUAUAUAGUGAAAACAAUAGUUGUCCUAAAACGGAACCUUGAGGAACACCGAAAUGUACAGUUGAUUUGUCGGAGGACAGACCAUUCACAGAGACAAACUGAUAUCUUUCCGACAGGUAAGAUCUAAACCAGGCCAGAACUUGUCCGUGUAGACCAAUUUGGGUUUCCAGUCUCUCCAAAAGAAUGUGGUGAUCGAUGGUGUCAAAGGCAGCACUAAGGUCUAGUAGCACGAGGACAGAUGCAGAGCCUCGGUCUGACGCCAUUAAAAGGUCAUUUACCACCUUCACAAGUGCAGUCUCAGUGCUAUGAUGGGGUCUAAAACCAGACUGAAGCAUUUCGUAUACAUUGUUUGUCUUCAGAAAGGCAGUGAGUUGCUGCGCAACAGCUUUUUCUAAAAUUUUUGAGAGGAAUGGAAGAUUCGAUAUAGGCCGAUAGUUUUUUAUAUUUUCCGGGUCAAGGUUUGGCUUUUUCAAGAGAGGCUUUAUCACUGCCACUUUUAGUGAGUUUGGUACACAUCCGGUGGAUAGAGAGCUGUUUAUUAUGUUCAACAUAGGAGGGCCAAGCACAGGAAGCAGCUCCUUCAGCAGUUUAGUAGGAAUAGGAUCCAGUAUGCAGCUUGAAGGUUUAGAGGCCAUGAUUAUUUUCAUCAUUGUGUCAAGAGAGAAAUGUAUGUAUUGUGUUUAUGUUGUGUGUAAUGUAUUGUGUACAGUGUUUAUUUUGUAUACAGCAGUACCGUGUGUCUAAGACACUUUUCCCCUCAGGACAUUAAAGUUGAUCUUAUCUUAACUGCUAUGGUACUGUACACGUGUAUCAGUCUGAGUGGUCCUGUGUUGCAGGUGAAUGAAAUCUUGGCUCGGUCCACUGUGUGGAGUGCCUUCAAAGACCAGAAACAUGACCUGUUCAUCUCUGAGUCCCAGACCGCAGGGUACCUCACAGGUAGGAAUCUGCACACACUCACGCGCUCACACACAUUAUGUUAUGCACUACAAAGAAGGUAAGUUUAGAGGGGGCAUUCUACGAGCUCAAUCUGAAUCCUUCGUUCUUCUAUGCUUCCCUUGGGCACUUUGUGGCUGCUGCCUCUUCACUUUGUGCUUAGUACCCUCCCUCCUUUUCCUCUCUUCCUCCUUUCCUUCCCUUUCUCCUCCUUCUCCUCUUCCUCCACAUUUCCUUCUCCAGGUGUGUCCACUCCCUCUCUCAUGGCAGCCAGCAGCCCCCUGCGGAGUGGGCUGUAGUUUCCUGUGCAGGGCCCUCCCAGCGCGCCUCCUCUCUCUUUGCUCUGACGCAGGUAGACUUUAUCCUUGCUGUCAUGCCACCCUCCACCUCCACUCUUUGACCUGUCACCCUCCAUCUUGUGCCACUUCAGUUUUUACAUUUCCACUUUUCCCCACUCAUCUCCAUCUCCAGACAUGGAUUGGAAAAACACUAUACGGAUGAAGUUCCUGUAGCACAAAUCAAUGGGUGAAUCCUCUGAACCAGUAAUGUGGCAGCCCUGCCCUUGAUAAGCCAACAGUGUCCCUAAUAAAGUAAACAGUGGCAAUAUGCUCACUGACACUCUCAGUAGCAAUAGUUCAUAUACUCAUAUACCUCCAUGCCAUCUCUAGUACCACCUCCCCAUACAACCAACCCUGUAGCAUAACCACACGAUGUAGCACUUGCAUCAGAUAGUGACUUUCACUUGCACCACAUCAUGCCUCCUCAGUCACCCAGUUUGAACAUUCGCAGUGGCCUUUAGUAUGUCUUGGCUUGUAAAAUUCUGGCAACUUUCCAAGAAUUCUCGGGUUUAAUAAAUCCUGUUAGGACUCCAGAUUUCCUGUUUAUUCCCUCCUGAUUCCAGAAGUCUUCCAACCUCAAUUUCUGAAACAACUGGGAAUUUUUGGAAAGUUACCAGAAUUUUGCCACCCUAAGUACAGUUGAAGUUGGAAGUUUACAUACACUUAGGUUGGAGUCAUUAAAACUUGUUUUUUAACCACUCCACACAUUUCUUGUUAACAAACUAUAGUUUUGGCAAGUCGGUUAGGACAUCUACUUUGUGCAUGACACAAGUAAUUUUCCCAACAAUUGUUUACAGACAGAUUAUUUCACUUAUAAUUCACUGUAUCACAAAGUUUACAUACACUAAGUUGACUGUGGCUUUGAACAGCUUGGAAAAUUCCAGAAAAUGAUGUCAUGGCUUUAGAAGCUUCUGAUAGGCUAAUUGACAUAAUUUGAGUCAAUUGGAGGUGUACCUGUGGAUGUAUUUCAAGGCCUAACUUCAAACUCAGUGCCUCUUUGCUUGACAUCAUGGGAAAAUCCAAAGAAAUCAGCAAAGACCUCAGAAUAAAAAUCGUAGACCUCCACAAGUCUGGUUCAUCCUUGGGAGCAAUUUCCAAACGCCUGAAGGUACCACGUUCAUCUGUACAAACAAUAGUACACAAGUAUAAACACCAUGGGACCACGCAGCCGUCAUACCGCUCAGGAAGGAGACGCGUUCUGUCUCCUAGAGAUGAAUGUACUUUGGUGCGAAAAGUGCACAUCAAUCGCAGAACAACAGCAAAGGACCUUGUGAAAAUGCUGGAGGAAACAGGUACAAAAGUAUCUAUAUCAACAGUCAAACGAGUCCUAUAUCGACAUAACCUGAAAGGCCGCUCAGCAAGGAAGAAGCCACUGCUCCAAAACCGGCAUAAAAAAGCCAGACUACGGUUUGCAACUGCACAUGGGAACAAAGAUCGUACGUUUUGGAGAAAUGUCCUCUGGUCUGAUGAAACAAAAAUAGAACUGUUUGGCCAUAAUGACCAUCGUUAUGUUUGGAGGAAAAAGGGGGGACCUUGCAAGCCGAAGAACACCAUCCCAACCGUGAAGCACGGGGGUGGCAGCAUCAUGCUUUGGGGGUGCUUUGCUGCAGGAGGGACUGGUGCACUUCACAAAAUAGAUGGCAUCAUGAGGAAGAAAAUGUAUGUGGAUAUAUUGAAGCAACAUCUCAAGACAUCAGUCAGGAAGUUAAAGCUUGGUCGCAAAUGGGCAAUGACCCCAAGCAUACUUCCAAAGUUGUGGCAAAAUGGCUUAAGGACAACAAAGUCAAGGUAUUAGUGGCCAUCACAAAGCCCUGACCUCAAUCCUAUAGAAAAUGUGUGGGCAGAACUGAAAAAGCAUUUGCUAGCAAGGAGGCCUACAAACCUGACUCCGUUAGGAGGAAUGGGCCAAAAUUCACCCAAUUUAUUGUGGGAAGCUUGUGGAAGGCUACCCGAAACAUUUGAACCAAGUUAAACAAUUUAAAGACAAUGCUACCAAAUACUAAUUGAGUGUAUGUAAACUUCUGACCCACUGGGAAUGUGAUGAAAGAAAUAAAAGCUGAAAUAAAUUAUUCUCUCUACAAUUAUUCUGACAUUUCACAUUCUUAAAAUAAAGCGGUUAUCCUAACUGACCUAAGACAGGGAAUUUUAACUAGGAUUAAAUGUCAGGAAUUGUGAAACUGAGUUUAAAUGUUUUUGGCUAAGGUGAAUGUAAACUUCCGACUUCAACUGUAUGUCUCUCUUAUCUAAUCCUCUGUCUUUGUCUCUCUCUCUCUCCUUCACUCUCUCCCCCUCGCUCUUUCCCCCCCCCCCCCCCCCCCCCUCUCUCUCUCUCUCUCUCUCUCUGUGGUUCCUGCAGGUCCAGGUGUAGCAGGCUACCUUACAGCAGGAACCGGCUCCACAGUGCUGCCCAGCGUUCCGCCCCCUGUGGACAAUGACAUUGGAGACUCGGGUUGAUUGACUGAGUGACAGACAGACUGAGAGAGAAGUGCUCAGGCAUCCAGACUACCCUGCGGCUCACAGGCUGCUGCUCAGAGAGACUGUUCAGCUCCCCGAAGGAGAAAGAGAGGGAGGAAGGAGAGGGGGCCAUCAUUUUACAUUUACGUCAUUUAG
Molecule: messenger RNA, 55983 nt
Organism: Coregonus sp. 'balchen'
Lineage: Eukaryota; Metazoa; Chordata; Actinopteri; Salmoniformes; Salmonidae
Source: the annotation of a GenBank genome assembly